This is a messenger RNA of Pelobates cultripes (western spadefoot toad), 54044 nucleotides long. NCBI's taxonomy places the organism in Eukaryota, Metazoa, Chordata, Amphibia, Anura, Pelobatidae. The record is from the annotation of a GenBank genome assembly.
GCCUGGUUUGCCUUCACCUCUUUGUCUGCAGCAGGAAAUGUAACAUUUAAACCUUGCGCCCAGGUCGGUGCACAGUCGGUCAUGUGACAACUGCUGGCUCCUUAUUGGCUGAAAGCGAGCGACUGACAACAACAUCCCGAGACUCGGAACUCAAAGACACGUGUUGGGUAUUAUAUGUGAGUACCGUGUGUGCCAAGAGGAGAACUGCCACCAUAACCACUGACACUCCUUAUAAUGAGACCUCCUAGUAUUGAGCACACACCGCUGUACUGCUAACACUAUAUCCAUACUCUACACUGCCUCCACAGCUCAUUACUGGAACGGAUAGUGUGAAAACAAAACACACACACACACAUAUAUAUAUAUAUAUAUAUAUAUAUAUAUAUAUAUAGUAAUAUGACCUGCUCUAUCUAUACAGUGUAUAUAGUAAUAUGACCUGCUCUAUCUAUGCAGUAUAUCUAUAUAUAUAUAGUAAUAUGACCUGCUCUAUCUAUACAGUGUAUAUAGUAAUAUGACCUGCUCUAUGUAGUAUAUCUAUAUAUAUAUAUAGUGUAAUAGGACCUGCUCUAUCUAUGUAGUAUAUCUAUAUAUAGUAAUGACCUGCUCUAUGUAAUAUAUAUAUAUAUAUAUAUAUAGUAAUAUGACCUGCUCUAUCUAUGCAGUAUAUACAGUACCAUGGCUAGCUGCUCCCAGUAACAUGCCCUUCUUGCUCCCUUUCUAGCACUGUACUAUGUACAGACAGUGAAUGUCCUGUGGCUAGCUGUCACCCUGUAGUAAUGUUCUGUCCCCGCUCUGCUUGCUCCCCUCCCCAUUCUAUUUUAGGAAGGUACUCUCUCUCUUGUUCUGUGCUCCGGUUUCCUGUCUGCAGUGUCCUUCCUGGGGGUGAUCCCUAUCACAGUGUGUGUACCGCCCCCUUCAGAUCAACCAUGGGACACGACCCCGACAGCGGCUCAGCUCAGCCAGACCUCUAUAGAGACACGUGGGUGCGAUACCUGGGUAAGAGAUCCCCUUACUGCAAUUAGUUAAUGUUACUUCUCCCAGGUUUCACUAACUGCUCAUGUUAAUGUGUUCUCAUCAUGGCUUAUCCUUUUCAUAUGUUUGGCUCUCAUUUAUAUGACCUCCAUUAAAAGGUCAAUAAAAGGUUAGGUAUAGGAUCAUACACAGCAUACACUAUAUCAUGGAGAUAUUUAAAUGUCUGCAUGUACACAUUGUUCUGUUUGUGUCUAGUUCUUGUGCAAUGUUUAUUGGUUGUCAAGUUACUGACUGUGAAUGUUAUGCUUUGGACAAUGUUCUGCUGGGAAACCUUGCAUCCUGGCAUUCAUGUGGAUGUUGCUUUGACUCCUACCAACUACCUAGAGAUUGUUGCAGACCACAUACGCCACUUCUUGGCAAAGGUGUUCCCUGAUGGCAUUGGCCUUUUUCAGCAGUAUUAAUGUUUUAAUGUUGUGGUUGUGUGUGUAAAAAAAAUUGAUUUUAUUUUUAAAUUACUGUGUUAUCCCAAAAAUAAUACCAGCCUUAUAUAAAUUCCCCCCUCCCACCCCUCCUGAAAAAUGCACUAGGGCUUUUAUCCAGGGAGCUCUUAUUUUGGGAAAACACAGUAGCAAGCAUGUGCUUGAAAGCAGGUCUACGUUCAGGUGAAUUCCCCCAAACAUAGAACCGUUCACUAGUGCAUGGAAUCCCGCAAACCUAUGUUCAGGAAAACUUUGCCAAACACAGAUUAGUUUACUUGUAAGUGGAAUCCCGUGAAUCUAUGUUCCAGGAAACUUUUCCGAACACAGAUUAGCUUACUCGCGCAUGGAAUCCCGCAAAAUCUAUGUUCGGGAAAAAUUCCCCAAACAUAGAUUAGCGAACUAGUAACUAGGACUUAUUUUUGGGGUAGGGCUUAUAUUACAGGCACCCCCUGAAAAUAAGUUUGCGCUUAUUUUUGGGGAAAUACACUAUAUAUAUAUAUAUAUAUAUAUAUAUAUACACAUACACACACAUUGUUUUGUUUUUUAUUUCCCUCUCCCCCCUCACUCUGGUCUUCAGAAAGAUAUUUAUGACCCUCUGCAAGAAUGGAUUCUAUUUUCUAACAAACCUGUGUCUCAUCUGCACUCAUGUCGCCUUAACCCCUGUAUCACAACUCAACUUUGAAUUCUAUGUGUCGUCUUGUUUAGAAAUGCUUUAGACUUGAGAAAGGGAGGUUCUCCCGAAAGCUUGUCAUUAAAAAUUCUGUUGUUCCAAUAAAAAAAAAAAAAAAGCUCACCCCUAAGCCUGCUGGCACUCUGCAUGUCGCUCAUAAUGCUAGCUCAGCAAGACUUAAGACAACCAUGAACCCGGUGUAUCCUCUGUGCACAAACUUAAGCCACAAGUGUCUACUUCUUAGUUCCCAUUCCCUACCCGGCACUGAGCUUACCUCACCUGAGUUUAAUCCCUCUAAUAUGCAUCAAUAUGUCACUAUAACGCUACAGCCACUCUCUUCCUACCUGGCAUAUUCUAUUUUAACACGUUAUCAAAAAAAAUAAAUUAAAAUGGGCAAUUAUAUAUGUCAUGUUAUAUGUAUUGAUUAGCCUGUACUCGCUGUUGUGGCAUUAUGGGCAAUGUUAUAUAUAAACUUCACUUCAAAAAUAAAGAAUUAUAAAAAUAAAUUGAAAUUGAGUUUGAAUUCCUGACAAUUCCUAAUUUAAUGAAGAACUCUGUGUGCAGCGAAAAUAAAGUGAUGCAGUCUAUUGAAAAAAUGACUUCUGUUAAAUGCCGACAUUGAAUCUGUUCUGUUACAGGAUAUGCAAAUGAAGUGGGGGAAUCAUUCCGUGCACUCAUCCCUAAAUCAUUAGUUUGGGCUAGUUAUGGAGUGGCCACCGCCUAUGUUACCGCAGAUGCAGCAGAUAAGGGACAGAAGGCGUCAAAGGUUAGUACAUGGUUGGAUUGGAGAGAUACUGGUAGAGAAGUCCUUUCAAGCCUUUAAUGCCUUCUUUCUUAGGCCAACGUGGAUGAUCCUAACAAGACUACUCAUGUCACUGUAGCGGUUAUAGACACCUUCAUAUGGCAAGCUCUUGCCUCUGUGGCCAUUCCAGGAUUUACCAUUAACCGAAUCUGUGCAGCUUCGCUCUACCUCAUGGGAAGGGUAACCAAAUGGCCCCUCCCACUUCGUAAGUGGGCAACCACUGCAGUAGGACUGUCUGCAAUUCCAGUUAUAAUAAAGCCAAUUGACAGGUGAGUGCCUUCUAAAGUUGUGAUCUACCAAUAGCGGUUCAGAUUUUUAGUUCACACUUUGCAUCUCAUGAAUAGCAUGACCACUUUUAGUCAUUUGUGCAAGCAACAACCUUUUAGUUAAAGCAACUAUUCAGGCACAAAAACAACCUUAUUUAAAUUAUGGCGGCAGGAAGCACUUACCUCAAGAGGUUAAACCCCAAAGUUGCCUCCACUGGCACUGUCCACUUCCCCUCCAGGCAACAUCUGGCUUCUGAAUUUAGAUUCAGGAAGCUCAGAGUGCUUCUGGGCAAGGGGGGGGGGGGAUGCUGAUUGGCUAAGAGUAGUCAGCUGACACUCCCCAUUCACUAGACUGGCUUGGAAAAGGUAUGUUUCUUUCCAAGCUAGUUUAGUAAAUGAUUGGCAACUUUGUGUUUAACCCCUUAAGGACAGAGCUUCAGAAGCUUGUCUUUCACUUAAUGACAACAGCAUUUUUUGCUGUUUGCGUUCAACUGAAAUUUGCAUUUUACUAAUUUAUUGCACCGACACAUAUUAUAUAUUGUUUUUUAAAGGACAGAAAGGGCUUUAAUUUGAUGUAACACACAUAUAUAUAUAAAUGCAUAUUUAUUAUAAAAAAAAUACAGAAAAAUGCAAAAAAAAAAUAAAUAAGUUUUGUUUUAUAGUUUUUGCAAUAAUAAUGUGUGCAUAAUUAGUGCAGGUUAAGGAAAGUAAUUUAAAAAUUCAUUUAGUUCUGAUUUACAGAAUAUAUAAUGUGUCUGGGAUUUUAAGUUUUUUUUGGUAGUUACAGGUCACAAAGCACAAGGAGUAAAAUAAACUUUUAAUAUGGAGCGAUUUUAGAAUUUGGUAGGUUUGUAUUGUAAGCAUAGGGUUGUUUUGACAUUUUCUACGUAGCCAUUUCACCGCCAACCUCUGCUAAAUAUUGGAGUAAAAUUGUGUUUUUUUUUGGUUUUUGGCACACAAACUUAUAACAAAGAAAUUCUCAUGUGUAUUUUGUAAAGUUGGUGUGUGCUAUUCCUGUACAAAGUUUUUUUGUGUUCAGUUACAUCUGCUGAGUAAAAUGACACCCCUAUUGUAUGGCUUUGGCACUAUUUCGUGAAGUUACAGUGCCAUAGAGGAGGCCUGUUCUUUUCAGUAUUCACAGUAGAAUUUUGAGAAGCGGAUUUAAUGGGCCUGUGCUUCCAUUUGGGGUACUAUAACAGUUUGACUGUUCAAAAAAAACCCCACAAAGGCCUACCAUUUGUAAAAGUAGACACUCCAGGGUAUCUCAUAAGGUGCAUAUUGUGCCUUAACAUGCCCCCAUUUCUUCACCAGUAUAUGCCAAAGUAUGUGGUAAAAAAUAAGUGUUUUUUUUUUUUUUACACAUGGAUUGCAUUUUCGCUGGGCAUUUUGUAUAUUUCACAUGUGCCACUAAGUUCAAACCCCCCAAAUUAUGCUCAGCUAAGUCUUCUGAGUAAAAAGACACCCCCAAUGAAUGUCUAUGGCACUAUUUUGUGAAGCUACAGUGCCAUAUAGGAGACCAAGCCAUAUCAGUUUUUACCGAAUUUUGACGCUGGGCCUAUGUGCAAUUUCCAAGCAUCUUAGCAGGGUUUAAAUUCAAACUGCCCCACAAAAGCCUACCAUUUCUUAAAGAAGACAUCCUAGGGCAAUUCAAAUGCCAUAUUUUGAACCUUAGCGUGGGAUCAUUUUUCCACUAGCUUGUACCAAGUGUAGUGGUAAUAAGCAUUUUUUCCUGCCUUUUUGACACACAAAGUGAGUUUGCUCAGGUAUAUGUGGAUUUUGAAGGGGCGCAUUUGAGACGCAGCCAGUUUUUUUUUUCUAACUUUGAAGGUUUACGCUUUGUCCAUGUUCCAAUUUGGAGUAGUUUAGACGGUUGGUUAUUGAAACCUCCCCACAAACACAUACUAUUUAUUAAAGAAUACACCCUGGGGUAAUUCAGAAGGCAUAUUUUGAACCUUAGUGGGGGAUCAUUUUUUCUCUAGUUUGUUCCAGGUGUAGUGGUAAUGAGCAUUUAAAAAAAUAAUAAUUUACUUUUGGAAACUUUUUACUUUUAAGUUUUUUUACCGUUAACCCCUAACUAGCAGUAAGCAGCACUAACAGUAAAUUCCCCAUUUUCCCAUAACUCCCACCCAACCCAGCUAGCAAAAUAUAUAAUUAUAAAAUAUUUAAAUUAAAUAAAUUGAACUCCUGAGGGUUAAAAAAAUAAAUAAAAGUUAAUCCUCAGGAGUUAAAAAAAAUUAGAUCACUGUAGGCAGUGAUCGACUGGCAGGGAAGGGGUUAAUUUUUAUUUGGACUGGGUAAAGGGGGGUGUUUUUUUUCUACUUAAGUUUUUUUUAGCUUAGUUUUUAACUAAGUUUAUUUUAAAAAACUUUUAACGUUAACCCCUAGUUAGCCUCACACCAAAUCCCCCACUAACUUCCACCCACCCCAGCUAAAUAUAUAAUUUUUAAAUAUUCAAAAUAGUUUAACCCGAGUGUUAAAAUAAAAAAAAUUAAAAAAAUUAACCCUCAGUAAAAAAAAAAAAUAACCGUACAGUGAUCAAUUGGCAGGGAAGGUGUUAAUUUUUUAUUAAAAUGAGUAAAGGGGGGGUGGGAUUUUAUAUAUAUUUUUUUUUUUUUUUUUUUAAACGGGGCAGGAUCAGCACUGUUCCGGCUCCCUGCACUUCACACAGAACCAGGAAGUGCAAGGAGGCGGAAGGGGAGUAUAUGCAGUACAUGUGCUGGGGCAGCCAGAUCGGGUGCUCCCAGUCUGCCUCUAAUACAGACCGGAGCACCAUUAACCCCAUGAUCCAGGGUUAAUUUUAACGGGUGACGGACAAGAUCCCUCACUCGUUAUGGCAAUCCCCUGAGUGACGGACCUCGUCUGUCACGCGUUGUUAAGGGGUUAAGCCUAGAUGGUGUAUACUAGCAGUGAUGGCUAACCUUGACACCAUAAAUGGUUUCUGGACUACAUUUCCCAUGAUGCUCAUCUAGCGUUUAGUCUGAAAGCUAGCUGAACAUCAUGCGAAAUGUAGUCCAGAAACAAUGUGUCAAGUUUAGCCAUCAUUGUAUAGUGAUCUGAAAAUAGUUAUAUUCUGCAAUAUAGGUACCUGUAUUUUGUCCAAGCAGGCCUAGCUUUAUUAGAUUAGUGAUUUUAUAGAAUCACUUUUGCAAAGUGAACAGACUUUAUCCAGUUAAGACAGUAGGCCAUCUGGGCGGAGCUAACUCACGAUCGGAGCGGUCGCAUGUCCGCGGAGCUCCGUUGGAAAAGCUUAUCAAAACCUGAAAAAGGUACCUUUCUGGAGCCCAAUUUGCCCUGGACAUAGCUGACUGUGUCGGUAAGCAGAUGGGGCGGAAGAAUAAAAAACCGAGGUCGGACCGGCCCGGGAACAUGGCUGACAUCAGUGAACUCUUUAGAAGGCCGCACUGUGCAAGCGGGCUGGAAAUGGCGGACGUACUGGACGAUUUCUCCGACGUCUCAGAAGAGUACACCCCGCACAACCCAGCAGCCCUUGGCUUCCAGGGACCCCCCUGGCCAUCUCCGGAGGUGGACAGCAGCUCAAUCCCACUAACCACAACCAUCCUUACUAAACUUUUGGCUGACCUCCAACAAAGUCUUUCUGCAGAUAUCUCCCAAGUACGGGAGGAUGUCAGGGGAUUCACAGCCCGUUUAACCACGGUGGAACAAGCAGUGGAGGAGCACACUCCUCAAAUCGCAGACCUGCAGAAGCAGGUGAGGGACCUCACCACGGCGCAGGCUAACUUUGACAGCCAGCUAGCAAUGCUAGAAGAUAAGAGGAGGUGGAAACACCUGAAGAUUAGAGGCCUAUCGGACUCCAUUACUAUGGCAGAGAUGCCACACUUCCUACGUAGGCUGUUCAUGGCAUUACUACCCCCUAAAACAGCAAAGGGCAUUCAGCUGGAUAGAAUGUUUCGUCUACCCAAGCCUCAGUCCAACACAGCCCCAACCACCGGCGACCUCCUGGUUAAGUUUCAAAACGGGCAAGACAAAGCAGCCAUCUUACAAGCUACCAGAGGGAAGACCCCAUAUCACUUUGAAGAAAUGGACCUCACGUUCUUUGCUGACCUCUCCCGCUCGACGUUGCAGUGGAGGAGGUCGCUGAGACCACUGGCAUCCACGCUUACAUCCCAAGGCAUAAAGUAUCAAUGGGGCACACCUAGUGCGCUGACUUUCCAACAUAAUGGUGUGGAACACAGAGUCACGGAGGCAUCUGAAAUGGACGUUAUCCUGUCCUCCCUGAAACCGAGCCCUAACCCUCGACCCACUAACCCCCCCUGGUACCCCGCUACCGUGGUUCCGUUCACUCCUGCAUCUCGAGGAACAAAGGGCGCACCUGCCACCUGAAAACGGAAUCAUCUGUGUUGGGACUUGUACCCUCUCUUUUUCUAAUAAGUUACCGGCAUUUUAUUUUCAUGUCUUAGUUUUGGUUAAAACGUUGUGCUACACUUAGAAAUCACUCCCCUCCCCAUACUGCACAUGGCUGAACGACCGUACUGGUCGACACUGGGCGAAAUGAGACCCAACUAUCUCCCCUAAUUACGUCCAUCCUACCCUCCCCCCCCAGCUCCAAUCUUCUUGACACCAUACCAAGUUAUUCGAUCCUUAAGGAUCCUCUGUUAUAAAACUAUCCUACACCACAGUUGUCAUACUCACGGGCCCCCACCCUGUAUUAAUCUUGGGCCUACUACUUAGCCCAAACAGGGCUCCACACCUCGGUAGGAAGUGGGACCAUUAAAAUUAAAAUGAUCUCUCACUUGUUUGCCCAACGUGUAACUCCAAAUCUAUUAUUGCCACCGAUCGAACCGCUUCAUGCAUAGCAUGUAACUUGACCUCUAUUGUAUUACCUCGUAUAGUCAGUUAGGGUAACCAAACUCUUAUCUUAUGUCAAUUUGUCUCUCUGCUGACUACUUCCUUUUUCUUUUCUUCAUUUUUUUUUUAUUUCUACAAUUGAAAUUGCAUAGUUUAGCUACCAAACCUUUAUUACAAAUACCGUGCUGUUUACUCGAGUAGAAACGUAACGCUAUUGCUCACUACAACUGUUGUCAUGUUUCACUAUUCCGUUGUGUUUGACGUAUGCUGGCAAUUGCCGUUGUGGCAUUGCGGGUUACCUUGUAUACUUCUGCACGACCAAAAAAUAAAGAAUUUAAAUAAUAUAAAAAAAAACACAGACAGUAGGCCAUCUAAAUAAUGUUAUCAGCUUUUUGUAUGAGUCUUUAAAUCUGUUUUACCCCCCCAGGUCUGUGGAUUAUAUGCUUGAUUCCAGCCUCCGGAAACUCUAUAGAACAAACUCAAAGAACACAGAUUAAGGUCGCCCUUCUUGAUUCAGCAUCCUUCAGAAUGGUGUAUAUAGUCUUUGAUGUGCUUUUGGCCAGCUGAUCUAAGCCAGAUAACAAGCCCCAUGUUAUGUGAUCAAUUUCUUAUUUUUGUGUACAUUCUGCAUCUCUAAGAGUUGAACUCAAGGGAUAGAUAUAUUAAAGUUUUCAUUUAAUAUUGUGCAUGCUUCCUUUCCAGUCUUUAGUAUUCUUAAUCAAAUAGGUUUGGGCACUCUGUACAAUAAAGCAGAUGCUUAAUCUGUAAAGGAGUUACAUAAUUGGCAGUUCUCACACAGAUCUACAAAAUCCUACCUCCGCCAGCCUCAAAGAACGGGCGCACACUUCUUGCUAAAGCUUAAAACCUAGUUUUAUGCUGCCAUGGUGCAGAAGUGCAUACCAACACCAUAUACUUAACAGAUGGUAUCCAUUUAGGGCUGCAUCAUCAGUAUAUAAAAAGCUGCAAUAAAACAAGCUGAUGAUGGGAUCUUUGGAACACAGCAAUCAACGAAUGACCUCAAGGUUCCAGGUAAUUUGAUAGCCAUGUAGCAAAGUAUGAAAUAUAUCAAGUGUGGACUAGUCACAAAACCCUUAAAAGGGACACCCAGGCCACAUCUGCUCAUUGGAGUGGUCUGGGUGCCAACUCCCAUCACCCUUAAUGAUGCAAGUGUAAUUAUUGCAGUUUUUAUAAACUGCAAUAAUUACCUUGCAGGGUUAAGUCCUGCUCCAGUGGCUGUCUUAGACAGCCACUAGAGGGACUUAGUGUUCUUAAAACACGAAAAGUGUUUUAAACUAUGCUGGACGUCGCCGGAAUCCCCAAUAGAAUGCAAUGAAUAAUGCUUUCCUAUGGGGAGGUCUAAUGCUGCUCACGCAUGCAGCCAUUGCUGUGCAUGUGCAUUGGGUCUUCCUCGCCGGCUGACAAGAGGGAGCCAGUCCCAGUGCAGAAGGACAUCAGCGCUGGAUUCAGGUAUGUCACUGAAGGGGUUUUAACCCCCAGCAACAUGGGAUGGGGCACUGCAGGGUCAUGGAGGUUUGUUUUCCUGGCAUUGGAGAGUCCCUUUAAGGCUAUAUUAAUAUGCCUGCAUCCCCCUAAGGGCUCAGCAUUGGAUUUUUCUUUAACAAUUUAACCAUCUUAGAAGGACAAAAUGUCUUUAUCAAGUUAGGUCAAGAUAUUGUGGCAAAAAACUAAAACUAAAAAGCAAAUCUAAGUUGGCUACCACCAGGGCCGGACUGGAAAAAAAAAAAAAAAAAAAACUAGGCCCGGGCAUUUUUCAAUCAGAGCGGCCCCCUAAGAAGGGGGCAAGGCCAGAGAUGGUGUGUUUUGUCAUCACUAAUGACAAGCACGUCCCCUCUCAAAGUGAGCAUGUCGGUUCAAUGCGCAGAGCCCCACUGAAGAGCUCUGGCAUUAGAAAAAGGCCCUGAAUUUGUUCUGCGCAGCGCAAGCAAAUUUAUUAACAUGCUCGUGCUGUGUUUGCUUUUAAAUUGUCUCUCCACAAGUGGGAUACCAGAGGACAAAAGGGCCAGGAAAGUGUAUGGAGCCUGCUUGUGGGAUUGCGUGUGUAGAGGACCCAGAGUGUGUAUAGGGGAGAGCGAAAGAAGAGGAUUAAGAGUGCAUAUAGAUAGGGUAAGGGAUCUAGCGUGUGUGUAUACAUAUACACACACACACACAUAUAUAUAUAUACACACACACACACAUACACACGCGCGAGGGUGCGCUGUGUGUGAGUGUGAAUUUAUUUAAAGUUACAUUUAUUUUAUUAAAAAAAAAAGUGUUAUAUCCCCAUCCCUUCUUACCUUUAGCCUGGGAGGGGGGGGGGAGCCAGGUAUCCAUUGAGGAGGGUGCUGUGCUGCCUUCCCUGGUGGUCCUAGUGGUGAGAGUGAACUCUAGCCUGCAGGCUAGAGUUCACUCUUGCGAGAUCUGCGCAUUGCCAUGGUAACCGUGGCAACGCUCAGAAUCCCGCUAGAGGACCCGGUGGAGCUGCUGGCUAAAGCUCUGCCGGUCCUCCCCUCACUCACUCCCCAGCUGGCAGCCGCUUAUAAUUGCCUCUGGGCCGGUGAGGGAGAUUUUUGAUCUCCCCACCGGCCCAUGAAGGCACAGUGGGGCCGGCGCUCAGAUAGCGCUGGCCCUGCAGGGGCGAUCCUGUGAUCUCCCCUGCUGGCCACGGCAGCCCACCGGGCAUUUGCCUGGUAUGCCCGAUUGCCAGUCCGGGCCUGGCUACCACACACUAUAUAUGAUCUACUUUCAUCUUUGAUGUCGUACAAUGACAGAUUAAAAGAUGUUGAGUUUUUAGUUUAACCUAGUUUCCAAUACAAUUCCUAAAACCAAGUGUUUAAAUAUCUUGCCUAGUUAAAUCUUACACAAUGAAAACCUAAAUGGUUUUAAGUGGAUCUAGUUAACUGGCUCAUUACAUUUAGCAAGUUUACAGUUUUAUUGUCGUAUCAUAAAUCAGGAGACAAUUCUAAGCAUUGUGUAUCAGUGGGAAUGCUUCAUUUGGCUGGAAGACAGCUUAGAUUUGUUGACUGCAAUUCAUUAACAGAAACCAAAAACAUUUCUGAACAUUUCUAAAAUACUGUAUGAUGUUCUGUAAUGCUCAUAGUCUUACAGCACAGAAAGGGUCUGUUUUAAAAAAAUAUAUAACUAAAUACAAGUUUGUAAUUAGAAUGUUUUUAUUAAGUGCAUUACUUCAUUCCAGGUUCAGAAUUCUCAGUUGCUACAAGAGGGUCUUCCUCAAUCUCUUGCCAGUUUGAUCUCCUACGGCUGUACACAGCAAUACCUACAGCCAGCACCAACAGGACAGCAACUUCCAGGAAGAGAGCGCCAACAGCAGGGGGGAUGGGAAAGUCUGUGGAAAGACAAGUUAUAUCACAUACAAUCCAAAAUGGUCACAUUUAUACCAGUGUACUUCACAUGUAAGAAAGUGUACUGCAUGAAUUAUAGACAUGGGACUAACUGCUACAGAUAAGUUUACACUAACCACUUAAAGGGACACUGUAGGCACCCAGACCACUUCAGCACAUUGAACCAGUUUGAGUGCAAUGUCCCUAUUGCACUUAGUGCUGCAAUGUUAAACAUCGCAGUUCCAGAGAAACAGCAAUAAGUCACCCUCUGGUGGCUGUCUACCAGACGCUGGACAUCACGCUCUGCAUGUGCAUAAGAGCCCACUCAUCAUGGGAUGGAGGUUUUUAACCCUUGAUUUACCUGUGAGGGGGAGCGAUACUGCCAGGAAUACAGCUAUGUAUUGACAUUAGGAUAUGUCAGUACUUCCUAACAACGUGGGGCUUUAAUGCUCUUCACAGGAAUUGACAAGUUCUAACGUUUUUGUGAAGUAUUCAUACUUCCUCACAUCAGGGAGUACCUGUGGCUCCACUCUUCACUAGGGCUACAUUUACGGAUUACAGGUAUGCAUGGUUUGCCGGUUGCACAGCACCAUAGUAACAGGCAUACAUAAGACAGCAGUAGAUCGUGGCAACAUACUGCUCUGUUUUAACUAGAAAAUCCAUCUGCUUAUCUCCGUAAAGACAUGAGCAGAGUGUUUCCUUAUUGUUAAAGGAACACUAUAGACACCCAGACCACUUCAAUCAGCUGAAGUGGUCUGGGUACAGUGUCCCUAUAGCACUUAGUGCUGCAACGUUAAAAAAAAAAACAAAAAAAAAAAAACACACUACCAGACAGCCACUGGAGGCGCUUCCUGGAUGUUAACUUUUGGUCUGGUAAUAGACAAUGGAUGGGCCCACGCUCUGCAUUAGGACAUCCAGCACUAGCGAUUACCCCAAAAGGAAACCAUUGAUUUGGUUCAGAACUUUGUCUAUUGCAUCAGUACUUAAGGGGUUACUAGAUCCUACCUAUGGAAAGUAUCUUUUCAGAUUUUCUAAUACAGGAAAUUUGUUUUAUGCAGUCACGUAGUGACCCAUGUACAGUUACCAAUAUUUCAUGGCAAGGGCUUUCACAUAUCAAUUGCAAACUCCUGCUUUUUAUCCAAUUACUCAAAUAAUUUACAUUCUCUUCAGGUCAGGGAUUACAUCUUUAAUCUGCUACCAAACCACUUAAAAAAAUAAAAGCACAAACCACAUACACAUUUUAGCAUUUGCUAAAAAGAUUACUUCAAUAUACAUGUAGAAUUUUAAUAUAUAUGCAUUUAUAGGUAUUUAAAUUCUACGUGUAUACUAAUGUAAUUAUAUGUAUCUAUAUAUUUGCGUUAUUUGUAUUUUAUAUAUAGAAUUUCAUUCUUAGUGUAUUUUGUAUAUAUAUUAAUAACAAAUUACAGUUAGAAUGAAAUUACAUAUGAAUAUAUAGUUUAUAUAAAAUUUUGUUUCAAUAAAUUUAUAUUUAUUAUUGGAAAAAAGAGAGAAAGCGUGGAAGCUCAGAGAGCACUCAAAAAUGGGGUUAACCCAUGGUAAACUACCUAGGUAGUGAGCAGAAAAGGAAAGAGACUUAGAGUGCUCUAAAUUUAAUAAAUUUAAAAAUUUGCUUUUAUUCAUAUAAAUGUAAAAAGAAAGGAAAGGGGGGGAAGAAAACAAGGUACUAAAUAUAUGGGUGUAUAUCUAAAGUCUAAGAGUCGAGAAUACAUACACCAAUAUAUAUUACUAAAUGGUUAAAAGACAAAAAAGCUGAUUAAGUACGCGGUGCAGCAACUAAACCGCUACAAGUCACAAAGAGAAUUGAAAUAGUGCACAUAAUGUAUAGGCGACUCUAAUGUGUUGAAUGUGAAAAUGAGCAGCGUAUAUUACUGAGACGCUAGUAGAAAUAUGUCAGUUAAACACAUGGUGCGUCAACGGUAUCAGGAGUAGAAGGGGUACGAAUAUAAAAAUUUAGAUCCCGUGCGUCUACGCCAGCCCAAUAUCACCGGAUUAACACACGAGUAGCAAACAUUAGCAAAAGGGGAUGGAUAUUGCUACAUAGAGGACCUGUUCAGAAGUUUUCAGGUUACCUCUAAUGUAUGUCCCUUGCAACAAAACAAAGUUGCAAUAGAGACUAUAUCAUAAUAACUAGCAAGCACAAUGUGGUAAUUUGAAUAAAUAACUAACUAAUACAAUUGUAGCUAGUAGUGCACAUAAAUAGUGGAGCCUAAAUCAUUAGAGUGACUCACACAAACUGCUAAAGACAAAAAAAGCAGGUUGAGAGAAAGCUAGAGAAUGAUGAUAAAAUAUUGAAUGAAAAAUGAGUCAUAGUUAAUGCUUUCUAAGUUUGGUCACAUGAGUCUGCUCCAGUCCUAACAGGAAUGAUACUCGGGAUUCAUGUAGGAGUGUGGUGAUGCCGAUUGAGAGACCACACUAAGAGUUGUUACAAUGCAUCACCGGAGUCCCCUGACGCGAGCGUUUCGCCCACAACUCAGAGGGGAGCCGAUGUGUGGUGAGUAUCAGCUAUUUAAAGGUCAUGGAUGAAGCUGAUAGGGAGAAUUUGAAAAAGACAGCUGAUUCGGUUUGGCCAAUGAGGAUUGCCAGUAAGUAUGACGAUAGCCUAUGAUGUGUGUAUAAUUAAUUAACCCUGUCAGGUACAUUGUGAUAGGGUACAGGGAGGGUAGUUGAUAGAGUUCGAAAAACAAAGAGGGGGGGAAAAAGAUGAGUUUGAAAAUGUAAAAUAACCUAGAAAGAUAAAGAGUAGUUCUAACUUUUGUAUAUAUGCCAAUAAAAUAUGUCCGAUAAAUUGAGAGUGGUUAAUAGCACUGUCCGAUCAUCAUGGCAGUAUAUGAAAGCAAACCAUAUUGAUGUUCAGAGGGAAAUAGAAGACCAAUGCUGCCCUAAAGAAAUUGGACAGACUAGACGGGUACAGGUGGACAAUAAUAAGAAUGUAAAUAUAAAGUGAAUAUAGCAUAUAACACCCUAUACAGGUCCGGCUGUAUAUUAAAAUACACAGAGACUACCUAGAUAGGUGCCGAAAAGUACCCCUUCUACUCCUGAUACCGUUGACGCACCAUGUGUUUAACUGACAUAUUUCUACUAGCGUCUCAGUAAUAUACGCUGCUCAUUUUCACAUUCAACACAUUAGAGUCGCCUAUCCAUUAUGUGCACUAUUUAUUUCAAUUCUCUUUGUGACUUGUAGCGGUUUAGUUGCUGCACCGCGUACUUAAAUCAGCUUUUUUGUCUUUUAACCAUUUAGUAAUAUAUUGGUGUAUAUUUAUUAUUGUAAUUAUAAGUAAAUAUAUAAUAUAUGUGUAAUAUAUACAUACACACACAGCCCCCAGCAGCACCCCCAUUUAUGCAUGUUCAAGUGAGUGCAGCCAACCACACAUAUGUAACGUAAAGUGUAUUUUAAUAUACAUACAUACGCUUUUUUAUACUUCCCAUCAGCAGGGGGACUGACAUUUCAGACAGUCCUCCUGCUGGCAGAUCCACAGCCAGUUAUAGGGGGCCAUGUGAUCACAUAUCAAUUGCAAACUCCUGCUUUUUUUCCAAUUACUCAAAUAAUUUACAUUCUCUUCAGGUCAGGGAUUACAUCUUUAAUCUGCUACCAACCCACUAAAAAUAAAUAAAAUAAAAGCACAACCCCCUCCCCCCGCCAACACACACACAUUUUAGCGUUUGUUACCUGGUUUUGAAGAGACUGUUUUGGAUUCAUUCCCGUUCCAGUCCUGCCCCCCAACUCUAAAGGGUCCAAGAACCAUUGUGUGAACCAGGCCUUUCUCUUCCUCCUCAACACCUAAACAAGGAGGCAGCAAUUAAUCUAGUACAUCUGCUACAUACACAGAGCACAAGUCAGGGUCCUGCCUUUGAAGUCAUUGUGCAUUCAAGGUAUACAAGUCCAGGCAUUUAAUAUCAAGAAUACUUUUGGGUAUUUCUUACCAUUGAUAUUUCUUUUCUUUCUAAGAGAAAUUGUGCAGACAGACUCACAGCAGUCGCAGAGUGAACUGAGGGCAGGAUUAUCCAAAAGCUCCCACCUGAGCAGAUUAAUAUAUACAGUUACAGCCAGCAAUUAAGAAUGUUUACAUUUUAGACCUCCAGCUUUUUCCCCUAAAUUAACUCUUGCAUGAAUCCUUGCAAACUAAACUUGGGAUUCCUGUGACAUAUCCAGGUGCUUUUUUUUUUUUAAAGGAACAUUCCCACACACCAGGUCUUAAUAGAUGCAAGUAGAACAAGUUGCAUGGCUACAAUUAUAAAAUGGUUCAAUCACCCACCGGUUGGUGUCCAUGCGAUAUGAACAUGCCUUCCUUGUAGCAUCAUUCUGAAGUUUAGGGUCCCACACCAUAACCUGGAAAUGUAGGAAAAUCUGCAAAGAGAAAAUAAGUUUAAGGAAACCUUGAUUCACUAUACUUUAACCUAAAGGGAUACUCCAGGCAACAAAACAACUUAAAUUAAGUUAUGGUGCCAGGAGGCUCCUGGAGGCACUCUCGCCUCACGUGAAUAAACCAUUCUUGAACAGAUUAACCCUUAAGUUGCCUCCAGCGGUAAUGCCCACUGCUCCCCAAGUAGCAUCUGGCUUCUGAAUUUUCACUUACAGGAAGUGUGGAUUUCCACUGGGCAGGAACGCCGCUGAUUGGCUGUGAGUCAGCUGAUGCUCUCAGCCAAUCAGUAACUCCCCAUUCACUAAACUGGCCUGCAAUAGGCAUGUUUAUUUGCAAGCUGGAGGCAAUUUAAGGGUUCAUUUGUUUGAGAACAGUUUAACCCCUUCAGGACGGAGUCCAUAGUGCACAUUCUGAUCAAAACCAAACGUAAACAAAAACUGGAAUUUGCGCUAAAUGUCUGUUCAACCGUAAUUCACUGCUGUCAUAUUAAGUGCACCCACACUAAUUAUACAGAAUUUUGUUCAGGAGAAACAGGGCUUUAAUUUAUCAUUAAAGGAACACUAUAGGCACCUAAAUUACUUUAGCUAAAUAAAGCAGUUUUAGUGUAUAGAUCAUUCCCCUGCGAUUUCACUGCUCAAUUCACUGUCAUUUAGGAGUUAAAUCACUUUGUUUCUGUUUAUGCAGCCCUAGCCACACCUCCCCUGGCUAUGAUUGACAGAGCCUGCAUGAAAACAAAAACUGGUUUCACUUUCAAACAGAUGUAAUUUAACUUAAAUAAUUGUAUCUCAAUCUCUAAAUUGAACUUUAAUCACAUACAGGAGGCUCUAGCAGGGUCUACCAAGCUAUUAACAUAGCAGGGGAUAAGAAAAUCUGAAUUAAACAGAACUUGCAAUAAAGAAAGCCUAAAUAGGGCUCUCUUUACAGGAAGUGUUUAUGGAAGGCUGUGCAAGUCACAUGCAGGGAGGUGUGACUAGGGUUCAUAAACAAAGGGAUUUAACUCCUAAAUGGCAGAGGAUUGCGCAGUGAGGCUGCAGGGGCAUGUUCUAUUCACCAAAACUGCUUCAUUAAGCUGAAGUUGUUCAGGUGACUAUAGUGUCCCUUUAACUAUUCAUAUAUGGAACAUAAUUUAUUAUGAAUAAAAGUUAAAAAUGUGAGAAAAAAAAAAAAAGUUUCUUUUAAAUUUGUAUUUCCCUCUGACAUUUUAGCUGUGAAUGUCAUAAUACUGUUCGGUUUUACUGCAAAAAAAUGCACGUUUGUAAUCAGCGAUGUCUCACGAGUACAACAGUACCCCCUUUAACUGGUUUUAUGGUGUUUUGGAAAGUUACAGGGUCAAAUAUAGAAGGUUCCAUUUUCAAAUUGAAAUUUGCCAGAUUAGUAAUGUUACCUUUGAGACAGUGUGGUAGCCCAGGAAUGAGAAUUACCCCCAUAAUGGCAUACCAUUUGAAAAAGUAGACAACCCAAGGUAUUGAAAGUGGAGUAUGUUUAGUCUUUUUUAGUAGCCACUUCGUCACAAACACUGGCCAAAGUUAGCGUUCAUAUUGGUUUGUGUGAAAAAAAUAAUAUUUGGACAGUGUUUGUGACUAAGUGGCUACUAAAAAAAGACUGGACAUACCCCACUUGCAAUACCUUGGGUUGUCUACUUUUGCAAAUGGUAUGUCAUCAUGGGGGUAAUUCUCAUUCCUGGGCUACCAUACGCUCUCAAAGGCAACAUAUCCAAUCUGGCAAAUUUCAAUGUAAAAAAAAAUGAAAUGCAAACCAUAUGUGACUCUCUAACUUUCCAAAACACCAUAAAACCUGUACAUGGGGGGGUACGGUUAUUCUCAGGAGACUUCACUAAACACAAAUAUUAGAGUUUUAAAACAGUAAAACAUAUUACAACAAUAAUAUAGUCCAUAAAAGUGCCGUUAGUUUGUAGAAAACGCAAAAAAGUCCCUUUUCCGUAAAAUAUCAUCGUUGGAAUACAAUUUACCGGUUUGAAACACUAGUAUUGGAGUUCAGCGAAGUCUACCGAGUAAAACUGUACCCCCUAUGUACAGGUUUUAUGGUGUCUGAGAGUUACAGGGUCAAAUAUAGUGCUUGCGAGUUAAAUUCUCUGCACUCUCCCUGUGUUGUCAGGCAUGUCAAUCAAAUUUUAAUUAAUCAAAUCACAUUAUGUUAAAAGAUUACUUAAAUAUACAUGUAGAAUUUUAAUAUAUAUGCAUUUAUAGGUAUUUAAAUUUUACGUGUAUACUAAUGUAGUUAUAUGUAUCUAUAUAUUUGCGGUUAUUUGUAUUUUAUAUAUAGAAUUUCAUUCUAAGUGUAUUUUGAUAAUAUAUAUAUAUUAACAAUACAGUUAGAAUGAAAUUACAUAUGAAUAUAUAGUUUAUAUAAAAUUUUGUUUCAAUAAAUUUAUAUUAUUGUAAAUAUAUAAUAUAUGUGUAAUAUAUACAUACACGCACUUGGCCCCCAGCAGCACCCCCAUUUAUGCAUGUUCAGGUGAGUGCAGCCAACCCCCCCUUGUUUCAUAUAUAUACACACACGUAACGUCAAGUGUAUUUUAAUACUAAUAUAUGUACUUAUAUUAAAAUACACUUUGUAUGACAUUACACACACACACAUAUACAUAUACACACACAGAAUAUGCUUUUUUAUACUUCCCACCAGCAGGGGGACUGACAUUUCAGCCCUCCAGAAGAGGAUCGUGGCGGAGGCAAGUCCACCGGACCUCCAGGGAUAGAAAGCCGUUACGGCGUUCUAUGCCGCCGUUACGGCUUUAAAGCCCUUUUAAUGCGGGAAGGCAUAGAACGCCGUAACGUCGUUAAGGGGUUAAUCCCUUGAGGUAAGAGUGCCUCCAGGCACCAUAACAAUUUAGACAUGUCCCUUUAAACAUAAAAUGUGGAAAUAUAACCAAAGACAACCACACAAACUCACAUCUGUGUCUAAAUCAAUAAAGCGUAGGGCUUCAAUGGUCAGUCUGAUGGAACCUGGUGAAGGACGGCUUUGGAAAGCAGAAGAAGCAUCUUUUCCGUCUAUGAAACAUCUAAUGCCACACCGCAAGGGAGAAAAAUCAAAUAUUUAGAAGAUAACAAGGCUUAAGUAUGGUCAGAUGUUCAUUGCAAGUUCACAUUUUGCACUUUAUAUGCCUCGUGUAUUUUUGCACAGGAUUUGUGUGUUCAUUUUGUAUUUGCACAUUUUAUGUCCUUGCAUUUAGCACUUUACGUUCAUGUUCUAUGUGCUCCUACUUUGCACUUUCUGCAUGUGGCCUUGGGCUCACAUCAAACACUGUCACAUGAUUAAGGUAGAUUUUUUAAGUAUUUGGUAUUUGCAAUACAGUAUUAGCUGUAUGUUAGUUGCUACACUAACUGCACAUGUAAAGUGGUUUUAUUGGAUAUACAUUAUUAGAUUGGGGUUAUGAGUUGUAUGUUGAAUCUCUAUAUGGUGGCACUAUUGUAGAAUGUUGAUGUAUUCAGCUGGAAAUUGGUAUUGAUGAAUAAGGAUUGUAUUUCUAAAAGGGACAUUAUAGGCACACAGACCACUUCAGCUCAUUGAAGUGGUCUGUGUACAGUGUCCCUAUUGCACUUAGUGCAAUGUGAAAAACUGCAAUGUUUACAUUGCAGCACUAAGUCUGCCUGCAGUGGUUGUCUACUAGACAGCCACUGGAGGUGCUUCUUGGAUGUUAACAGAACUUUGGUCCGGUAACAAACGCUGGUUGUCCUCAUGCUCUGCAACCACAACUUAUUCAUAAUGCGGUCAAACAGACGCAGCAGUGUUUUGAGAAUGGACACAGCAGUGUCUACAUUGGAGCAGUGGCCCUCGUUCUAUGGUGGAAUUUAUGCGACUGGUUAUACUGAAGCAAGAACCUUGGUGUUAUGAAAAGAUUGAUGCGUUUGUCUGAAAUUUGUAUUGAGGAUACUGAAUUGAUGCAGGAUCCACAAGAUAGCUGGAUCUAAGUACAUUUCCCCAACGACCACCCCUACACAAGACAAUUUACAUAUGUACACACCUAUUAUAUGCCCAGUGCUGAAUUUUCCGUUAGGCAGAGUAGUCUUAUGGGCACGCACUCUGUUAAAAGCCCCAUCUUUACAUCCUGGUUGACCAGACUAGUGUCAGGAAUGCCAGUGCAGCUGCACUAGGGCCCGCAUGCUGGGGGUCCCCCAAUCGGGUGACCCAUGGACAUUGGUUUCACCAUUACUAAAUGACCCAACAUGCAGAACUAUGUAACACCAUGAACAAGGACAACAUAUACUGAGCCUUAGAAUGGCCGGACUUAACGUAAAUAAGAAUGGUCAAAAUACUAGCUGAGGUCAGGGACAGACAACGAGGAAGCAAGCCAAACGGUCAAGAUUACCAGAAAAAAAAAAAAAGUCAAAAUACAAGCCAAAGACCAAAAAGAACUAGAACGCUCUGACAACCAUCUAGUGGAAACCAUGACAGGGCACUGACCAAAUUCUAGUUUGAGUUUAAAUAACCCUCUGUAACGGAUCGCCUGGCACCCCGACUGGGUACCUCCGUUGAAGGAUGCUCCUAGCGCUUCCUGAGGACUCCAAGCACUGCAGCAGACACCACAAUCACCGAACCAGAGAAGCGUAUACCUUCUCUCAAGCAUAUGAAUGCUGUAGACAGUUGAAUAGGAACCAUACGAAUAGGUUUACUCUCCUUGCAGUCAAACUGGAACAGCAUACAAUAAAUCCUUCCCCCAAUAAUGAGACGACACUUCACUUUGAGGGUUAAGCAGGAACUCCCUGUACUGUCACAUACAGUCUCUUUUAUUCCCAAUCCACAAACAUAGUACAGCCCACAGGGCGUUACAAAACAACCAAUCACAUAUCAGUUACAUCCCACAUAUUCCCUCCCCUUAUCCUGAGAGGAAACUCAAUUACACAUACAGUUAAAACAUACUUUCUACCCAACUUUCAUAACUUUAAAACUAUACAUCACAUUCACAUAAAAAUUACAUAUUCACAAUCAAUCCAUUCAGGGGAACAACAUAUUCAAAAAUGGCACAAAUCAGACAAGGGGUUCAAAAGUUAGUAAAAGUCCUUUGUGACUAAAUGAAGCAUGGCUUUCUGGCCCAAACCAGUUUCAGAGUCUUCUAUCCUGGAGAUAAGUAAUUCAAUUAUCUCCCAGGACAGACACAAGACUCCAUUAAGCACAUGGUUGCAAAAAGACACAAAACACUUUAGAAUACAUAAAGUCACAUUUACACAUAACACACAGACAUUUCACAUAUCCCCACUCGUUUUCCUGGCACUAUAGGGUCUCUAAGUCCCCCCCCACCCUUAGGGUCCCCCUCCCGUCGGAGGGGUUGGGGCCCACCAGAGGACGUCGUGCCCGCCGUUUCAGGCCGCCAUCACGAUUGUCCCCCAGUCCGGUGUGGAGAGCCAGGGCUGUGCCACCAGCUACUACCUGUCCGGGGCAGAGUGAGGCUGGCCCACUGCAGAGGAAUCUGGGUUCCAGUAGAAGGAGCGGGAAGAGGUGUUCCAGGCGUCUGAUGGUCCAGUCGGGGCCUGGCCAUCAAGAUGGAGGAUCCCAAGAUGGCGCUGCUGGAGAGGUGAGGUAGCGCAGUCCUCAUCCUUCUUUUCCGGCUGCGGCGGAUGAGACGUCAGGGCAUACGGCUGCACGCGGGAAGAGGUGGAGCGUACGUGACAUCUGCGGGUCAGGGAGUGCAGACGUCACAGGCCACUGCCGAACCCGGAAGUCCAGGUGAAGAUGGAACUGGGGACUCCGAAACGGAGCACCGCUGGCCCCCCGAAAGUGGAGAUGGCCAGCGGAGGAACGGAUUCCCCUCAUAUUCAUAACCCCAGGAGACCAGAAGAAGGUGAAUCAUCAGCCAGAGAGGAGGAAGGAACGCAGGAUCCCCCUCUACACAUCCACCCCAGAAGAUCUGGAGCUCCCAUGGGGGUGAGCCGCCAAGCCCCUGGAGGGGCAGCUGGCAGGCUGGCCACAGGACCUAUACUGACAGACUUCUGCUCCAGAACCGUGAGUUGGAGUGCUCACGCGCUUGGUUAGGGGCAGAGGGGGUCUCUGGGCUAGAACAAGGGAGUACAGGGGAAGUUGUAAAAUUGCUGUGCUUAAUAUUAGAUCGCUUAGGGAAGGUUGGCAUAGCCGCGCAGGACGCUAUGCUUCCCACAGGGACCCCUCCCUUGGGUACAGUGGGGGGCACUGCAGGGGGGCCGGUGUGCGACAUCGCCCCCCUGGGGAUGCAUGUGUCACUGGAGGGGAGGGAGAAGAUCUUGAAGGGCGAGUAAGUGGACCUCAUCUAGUUAGUCCCGUUUGAUAGGGAAUCAGCUGAUAAACCGCGAUGCGUUGAGGCGACGGAUAGUGGAAAAGGUAAGGAGCUCCCCGUACCUUUGGUAAUUGGUUGCAAGGAUUUGCAACUUAUGCUAGUAUUCUGUCGACGAGGUUUCCAGAGUGGGCCCUGUCGUUUUCUUAUUUAGAUUUAAUUUGGGGGGCUUAUAAAGUUUAUGGGGGUCAAUGCUGGUUUAAAUAUGACCAGCAAUUUAGGCAAAAGAUGGCGGUGCGACCGCACAUGCAUUUUGGCAUGCAAGAUAGCAAUCUUUGGUUGCUUCUAAUGACCCAGUGUCGUCCAUACACAUCGUCCUUUCCUUCGGCCGCCGGCACUCCUGGUGGCUCUUCAAUGAGAGUCAUUGCAGGUGGUACAACAGUUGUCGAUUUAAACAUGUGUUCCCACUGUGGCGGGGCUCACCCGGCGGUCUUUGUUUUAGGAGAUGAAAACCCCUCCCCAGGACCGCGUCAAAGGAUGACGUUCCUCAGGGGGAGGACCCCGGUACGGGCAGAAAGACUGCUGCCGUGGCUCGUGCGGUAUCCCAGGCAGGUGUCUGGGCCUCGUUCCCAAGAAGGAACCGGGGGUGUUUCGGCUGAUUCACAUCACCUGUCCUUUCCAGAGGGGGCUUCAGUUAACAACGGGAUUACGAAGGAUAGUCGGGUCUGAUACGCUUCUUUUGAUCUGGCACUGGAUCUCGUUCGGGAAGCAGGGCCCAGAUGGCUAAUUCUGAUAUUCAGUUGGCCUUUCGGUUGCUCCCAGUUCACUUUUCCUGUUUUCACUUGUUGGGGUGUCAGUUUCAAGGGGAUUUUUCUAUAUGUGCCUUCCCAUGGGUUGCUCGAUUUCUUAUUAUUUUGAAGUUUUUAGUACGUUGCUGGAAUGGAUCGUGAUGGAGGUGUCAGGUUUAACUUCCUUAUCUUCACUAUCUUGAUGUAGCGGAGUGCUAGUCUUUCACAGACUAUCUCCGCUGGUAAUCCAAAUAAGGCUCAGGAACAAGUAAUAAAACCCAAGAGAAUAAUAUCCACAAUUAGCAAAGUAAUCCAAAAGUAUCCCACACGUUUCCCAAUGACUGGACGACACACAGCAUUAGGAACAGAACUGAAGUUUAAUUUCACAUGCCUGCUUUUAAGCAAUUCUCCCAUGCAAGGGAGACACCCACAGUAAUUAUUACAGUAACCAAUAAAAUACAUGUUACCUCCCACACAUCUCCCCUCAGCAUGACACAUAAUCCACUUAAUCCAUGUACAUUAUUUCCCCAGUUCCUGGAUGUACCCCAAAUACAUAGGAUACACUCCAAAAUAGGGCUUCCCCGGUAGCCCUGAUCUGGGUGAGUAACAUACUCAAAAAUCACUCAAAUCAGACCAGGGGUUCGGGAGUUAUGGAAGAAUAAAGUUUUGACCGACUGUAGCCGAAAAUUGUUCCAUAAGUUUUGGCCUUGCGGUCGGUCUUUGUUCAUGGGUAUAAACAGAUGAAGAAACCCGAAUGAAAUGUUGGGAUGGAGGUGUACAACUGAUGGGGGAUCUACCUUUUGGCCAUUGUUGUGCUGGAGGGGGCAACAAAAGAGAAAAGCCUUUGCACCAAGUUACUCUAAAAACAUUAGUUCCGCCACUGAAUACCUGUGUUCUGUCAGAGAGCUUGAUGUCUGGGUGAAAAAAUAAAUAAGUCUGACACUGUUCAACCCCCACCCCCUAAUCAAGUGUCCCUAUUUCCAUUUGAAAGGUUUGGAGGUAUUGCAUAUAUAGCAGUUAUAACUGCAUCAGCCCAGUAUUUAUGCAAAUCUGUCAGCAUGUAUCAGACCAUAUCCAUUACAAGUGAUUCUUAUUUAAAAGAAGCAUUAAAGCAUCAUACAUGAUUUUUAGGAGGGGAAUAAUAGGGACACUAUAGGCACUUCCUGCAGUUUAUGGUUGUUUAACUCUGAAAUUAUGCUUGGCAUCCUCACUCUGCACAAAGGACAUCCAGCUUGUCUUGAAAACCCCAUAGGAAAGCAUGGAUUCAAUGCUUUCCUAUAGGCAAGGCCUAAUUCAUGCCGGUUUCUGAAUCUCCGUGAUGCCAGAGCAGCAGAUCCAGCACAGGGGGGGGCGGGGGGAACCUCACAUAACCCAUUAGCCAUCGGGUGAAGCUGAGGAGGCAGCAGGGCCGGCGCUUCCCAAAGGCCAAUUAGGCGGCUGCUGAGGGUGAUCUUUAAGGAGCACUGCUUUUAGGCCACCAUCUAUCAAACUGGGCUAUGUGUUCAGCAGUUCAGAAGUGAGUUCAGCAGUUCUUGGCACCGGGCACUAAUGCCAACUAAAGCAGGCAUCCACCUGAGCCUGUGAUGGAGAGGCUAACUUUGAGCCUCCACUGCCGCUCCCUCCUCCUUUCAGGCAGAGAGAAGGGCAUAGUUUGCUCGCUACCGUCCCUUUCUCUGUACUGGGAGACAUGGGGCGGGAGCAUAUCAGGAAGUGAGGCUGAGACAAGGAGAGUGACAGCAGCCAGGCACAGUCAAGAUGCCCGCAGUCUGGUAGGUACCAUGGCUACUAUAGCCAUGUAGCUACCGAGAGAUUUCAUAAUGUACACUAACCAGUACUACUGGGUAAUUAUUUUACGUACUGUUAUGGGGGGAAUGGGGGAGAAGGCACAUUAAAAAUGUGUGCUGAUCAGACAAGGGAAUAUGAGCCCUAACCACUGAUUUGCCUGGUAGCAAAAUCACAUUGCAUGCACCCUGUUCAUUGUACGGAUGAUCUAAAUAUUGUAUUGUUUGAAUGUUGGCUACCAGGGGUGUUUCUAGGUGCCUAAAAAAAAUACUUGGGGCAUGAGACCAAAGAAAAUCCACUCUCCACUGAAUAAUCUAAGGAUACUGGGAGUGGCAGAUAUUUGGUGGGUGUGGAAUGAGGGAAGGCAUUGUAGGUGUGGAGGUUGGGAAUAUAGGUGGCAUGGUGAGUGUUAAAGAAAGGAAGCAAGAGGAUUUCUGAGUAAGUGGGUAUGAAUGAUUAUGUUGGGGGGGGAAUUAUGGCUACAGGUGGGUGCAUACUAGCUAAGGAAGUUACAGAGUGGCCAUCAAGAAAGGUGAGAUGGGGAGAGAGACUCCAACGUUGCCUCAUCUGAACAAGAUUUGUAUAUCUACUCAGAACCGGAAUAGCACACUAAAAAUGUUGUAUUCCUCAAAGUGUCUAAACCAGGUUCAUAUAGUAAUAUUUCAUAAUCUACUUCUCUUGAGCCACGUGUGCCCGUGGACCUCACUACGACAACAUAAUCCUCCAAUAAUAUUGAAUCUCUCCUUUUCCUCCAUUUCUACAAUAAUACUUCUAAUAAUGUUCUUCUACAUCCUACUAUUGAUAAAGCCACUCUCUGACAUUCCCUAGAAAUUCAGAUCACAACUCCAUUCAGAAUCAAUACAGACAGGCAUCUCUAUAAUCAUAUUCACUACCUCUAUCCCUGUUUAGGUCUUUAGCUUUCCAACUGCAAUGAGUUCAAAAUGGUCUUCAAGCCACUUUCCUUAUUUAAUAAUAUAUCUACACACUGUGCAAGCAUGGGUUAAUAUGGCAAUGCAGGCCAUUCUCGCAGGAGUUGCAGUGAGAAGCAGCUGGAAAGACAAGAUGGUGCUGGCUGGGCCCCUUCUCACCACAUGCUAUGUUGCAUCGCUUCCUCUCAUCUCAUCCAGACACAUCAGGUACCUCCUUGCACUAUACACUCUGCAUCCACUACACAAACAUACAAUCUGCAUUCACCAUAAACACACUAGAUCCAUUAAACACUACAACCCCUAUACAUGUACACUACAUCCACACGCUACAGGGGGGACGGAGUCAAGGGCAGCACCAAUGAGGCGGCAAAAUGAAGCUUUGCCUAGGGUGGCAAAAAUCCUUGCACCAGCCCUGGGAGGCAGAUGAACACUAUUGUGUUAGAAAUACAGUUUUUCAACAGGAACUGUAAAAAUUGCCAAGACAUUAGGGAUGUUAAAUUCAUGCCAUACAUUACCCGUGGUUUUGGAUGAGACUAUAAGUUUGGGUGGCAGCUUUAAGAGACUCUGUUGUGGCUGCUGUGCAUUCAUCCACAUAAAUCACCAGAGGUUGAUGCUGGCCAGUGACUACAGACAACUCCACCGAUAUUGAGGAGCCCAGGGCAAAAUCUUUAUGGUCAGAAGGUCUGGAAAAAUCAUCUAUGGAGAGAAUUUCCUAUGUUACGUUACAUGUACAAGUGUCCCUGAUCUAAGCUGCAAAUUGUUCAAAUCGAAUACAUUUCAAAAUUUUCAUUACAUGCAGGAACUAAAUUUAUAGCACGUUUUACAGAAAUAACUAUACCAUUCAUUAUGUGGGCUGAGAAUUCAAGGAUGCCUUCUCCUGACAGCUGGGCUACCACAGGAACAUCAGGGGGCACAGUGGGGUUCAGAGAUCUAAAGUAAUAAAGGUUACAGGUGGAUUUAUUAAGCAUCAAGUCACUAAAUAGGGAUUUUUACAUUUAAAAUGCAUUAAAAGGGACCAGAUUGCCAAGAAAAAUAAAGUGUUUGUGGUGUGGGUAAGUCAAAAAAAAAAAUCUUUAUUCCCCCCCCUCCCAACCCCCAGUUAUAUCGGUUUUUCAAAAGAGAAAAAAGAAAAUGGAAUUUCACAUAACAUGCAGUCAGAUCCAAUUUGCCAACAAAAUCCAGCAAAUAAGCAAUAGAGAAUUACAAAGUUAUGUUAAAUUGUAAACACUAGUGUCACCAUAAGGAAUUAUGAUAAAGGACUUGGUCAUAGUAUAUCAUAAGAACUUUGUUUACAAGCACCGACCCCCAUGAGCACAGAAAUGUGAGGGUGAAAGAAAAUAAGAUCAUAACCCCAACACAACGUUUCCAUCUCAUGACCAGUCUUUGGCUCUUCCAGUCAUUCUACCUUCAAUAUAUGAGAGGUCUAAGUACCAAAGCCAGUAUCUCCACUCUGAUGGGCUACAUAAUAAAGCCACUGUGUGCAGGUGUGCAAGCAUCUAUCAGAGGAACACCUUAGUGUUGCAGUCAGGAAUUCCAUCGUACAAUUGGUAUACAUUGUAUUGUUAAAAGAAAAGUGUGCAGAUAAAGUUUGUUGUUACUCCAAGUUUUCACUGCACUUUCUGUAGCACAACUCAUAGUCAAUAGUAUGUUAUAAGUAUCUCAUCACGUGCUUAGCGGUGGUUUAAUGCUGUUCUGUUGGUUCUGACAAGCACUGUGACAGUUUACUGAUCACCCAGCUUAAAUCUGGUCUUGAACUGGUCACUGCAUACAACAAGCUACCUACUACUUAUCAAUAUCGUUUUGUAUCUACAGGAUCAUUAUGAUCACCAUGGUCCAGUUUUUGUUCACAUGGUGUUGAUCUGGGUUUACAAUCUGUCAUUCCAAACUUCUCCAGAAUCUUUGAUAUGUAUCUUUUGAUUCAUCUUUACCAAACCAUCACUUUGUUCAAAAUGAAUACCUAGGAAGCGUUUGAUCCUUCCAAGAUCUUUCAUCUUAAAUUUUGCUGUAAGCAUUUUCUUCACAUCAUUGAGAAUGGUUUCUUCCCUGGUGCCGAUAAUGAGAUCAACCCAUAUUAACAGUAUUUCUCUCAUGUCCACAUUGUUUGACAUACACAGUGGUCGGUUGGAUUUUGUUCAAACCCAUUCUCAUUUAAAUGAUCAUGCAGCAUCUUGUUCCAAUUCCUACCUGAUUGUUUGAAACCGUACAAUGACUUGUUCAAUUUUAAAACUAGUUUCUCAUUUUGCUUGGACUUUACCUCAAAUCUCUGGUUGUUCUACAUAAACCUCACAGUAAAUUGGGGCAUGUAAAUAGGCUGUUUUUACAUCCAUCUGGUGAAGUAAAUCAUAAUGUUCUGCAAUUUGCAUAAAAAUACAUCUUGAUGUAACGUUUACAGUUUGAGGGAAACCCCCCCCCCCCAAAAAAAUAAAUAAAAAAAUAAAAAAACUUUCUUGUAAUCAAUUGCCAUUACUUUACUAUACUAUAACCUUUAGUGACAUAUCUGGCUUUGUAUGUUUCUAGCCCAUCAUUGUUUUUCACUGCAUACACCCAUCGACCCCCACUGAAUGUUUACCGUCUAGUAAAGUAGUCAAAGUGAAUGUGUCAUUUUCCUCAGUGAAUCUUUUUCCUCUGUCAUAGCGUUAAGCAAAUAUUUUGACUGAGGUGAACUUGUACCACAAACCUUUAAAGAUGCUAUAUCAAACACCUUGUACCAGUAAUCAAUGUUUGGUAGUAAAUGGUCAUCACAUUCAAAAUGAAGGUUCUUAAACACAGGCUUGUGAAGUUUAUAACAAAAGGAAUUUUUGAAAGACUCAGACUAAUUUGUUAGAUGAGGAUUGCGAUGCCCCCUUAUACCAAAAACCAGUGAGACUGGAAUUGAGUGUCCUGAGAUGAAGCAAAUUUCUGAAAUAGAAGCUUUAGGAAAUGAGAACAAUGGUCAGGCAGGUAAUGACCAUAGUACAUAUUACUGUAUAAGAGGAAAAACUCCGUACUUGGAGGACUAGGUUUCAGAUUUUGAAUGCGAUGAUCAGUUACUAACAAAUAUUACUGUUACAAGGUGUUUGAUGUACCACAAACCUUUACAGAUGCUAUAAGUUCACCUCAGUCACAAUUUGCUUAAUGCUAUGAGGAAAUAGGGGAAAGAUUCACUGAAAGAUAUCCCCUGGACUGCAAGGAAGGGGAGGCAUGACUGCUGUCUUUCAGUAACGGGGCGGGAGUAUUAGAGAUACAUAGUUGCAAGAUGGGGGGAUAUAAGAAGGAAAGCAGAAAGGAGGGUACUCACCAGAGCAGAAGGAGCAGUCUGGAACAGUUUCAGAGCCCUUUAGCCAUUUGCCUUCUGCUGUUUAAAAAAAAAAAUUUAGUUGCAAGCCAGGCCUUCCCUGCAAGAUGGUGGAUUUGUCAAGGGAGGCUUUGCUGGGGGUGCUGCAGGCCUACCUGUCGUCUCAUGGGUCCGGUUCUCUGGCGUAUAAUGGCUGACCUUCCCCAGGCCCGGAUGGACGCGGAGCAGCCGGUGGCAGAGACCCCUUCUCUGGCCCACGGGAGGAGGCAGAGGCGUUCUAGGCCUCCUUCCCCCCAGUCCGGUGCGUAGAGGUGUAGCGGAGGCCAGGACCAGCGGGCAGCAGGCGGCUUUGGAGCAUGGAGUGCCUUCCUGGGCAAGUAUAACGGCCGAUCAUGCUGGUUGCGGGAAGCGGUUCCCAAUGCAGAACUCUAACUCUAUACGGAUGCAUCAGGGUCGGUAGGGUUUGGGGCUUUCUUUCAGGGCAAGUGGUGUGUGUCUGCUUGGCCGUCGGCAUGGCGGGAGCUGGAGGUGAUGCAGAACCUCACGUUCUUGGAACUGUUCCCCAUAGUGGUGGCGCUAGCACUUUGGGGGGACGAAUUGUGGAACCGAGUGGUGGUUUUUCACACUGAUAACGUGUGGUCCAUGUGAUUAACCGAUCAUCGUCUGCGUCUCCUCCAGUAUUGGCCCUCUUGCGUCACCUAGUGCUGCUUAGCUUGCAUCUUAAUGUGUGGUUGCAGGCUCGGCAUGUUCCCGGGGUUUUGAAUGUGGUGGCUGUUUCAGUGGGACCGUUUUCGGGAGUUGGCGCCGGGAGCAGAACAGGAGGGUCUUUGCUGUCCGGCAUAUUUAUGGGACCUGGUUUCAGAGGGCUGAUGUCCUUGGUAUCGGAAUCAUUGUCGGCUGCUAUGUAGAAGGCGUACAGGUCGGUAUGGGUAGGUUGGUUGUCUUGUGUGGAUGGGUCUGAUCAAAUGUCAUCGAGUCAGUCCGGUUCUCAGUAACGUUGUGCUACAUGAAUAGGCUCCUGGAGCAAGGGCAAUCAUGUGCCUCGGCUGAGAGCUGUCGGCUCUGUCAUUUUUGUUUCGCUUUUUAGGCUGGCGGGACAUAACGAAGGAGUUUUGCCUGCAACGGGUUCUGCGCGGUUGGAGGAGUUGGAGGCGUCCGGACCGGCGGAGGCCGAUUUCAGUGGACCUGUUGUGGCAGUUGUUGGGGGCGUUACCGAGGGUCUGUGGCUCAGUCUCUGAGUGUCGGCUGUUUCAGGUCAAUUUUGUGCUGUGUUUCUUCGGUGCGUUGUGGGUGGGGGAGCUUGCCGCCCCCAAUCGCCGGUCAGUUUCUCCUCUCUUGCUGUCAGAUGUGCGUUGGGCAGAUGGGUUUGUGGACCUGCAUAUUCGCAGAUCCAAGACAGAACAAGAAGGUGUUGGUGCAUGGCUCAGGGUGGGGAGCUCUGGGGUGAGUAUUGUCCUGUCCGGCUCUUCCACCAGUAUAUGGAGAGUCGGCAGGCGUCGGCCUCGCUGUUGGUGCAUGCGGAUGGGUCCCCGCUUACGCUUUCAGUUCGCAUCGGUGUUGGGGAGAGCCUUGGUGGACUGCGGUCAAGAUCCUUCCGGUUUCUCGCCUCAUUCUUUCAGAAUCGGGGCCGCCACUCAGGCUAGCGGUAUGGGUUUGGCAGGUUCAGUGGUGCAGUGAUUAGGCAGAUGGGCUUCUAGGAGAUAUCAACUGUAUGUCUGACUGCAUCUGUUAUAAUUUGUUUCAGGCUGUGUUCCCCGUUAUGUUUGGAUCUUGGGGCAUUCGUUUAUUUAUUGGGCAGCUCAACGGGCUCAGUCUCGCUCCUACAGACGGAACCUAGGGAUCUCCUCAGACAUAGCGAUGGUACGCUGGAGCGGUGUUCGAGGUCUGUCCUGGAGGCAAGUCUAUCCGGAGUGCGUGGCCCUUAGCAGGUUCGUGUCAGGUCCUGUUACAAUUUUGAUUCAUGCGGGGGGUAAUGAUUUAGGGAGGGUUAGAUCGGUGGAUCUGAUGCACUCUGUCAAACACGACUUGGCCCGGUGUUUGGCUCUAUUCACAGCCUGUAUUCUGAUUUGGUCGGAGAUUGUUCCCCGUCCUCGCUGGCAGGUCUUGUCGCAUGCCAAGGGUCUGGAGCGGAGCAAGUGUAAGCUCAACAUGACGGUCUCUCGGUUUGUGCAGCAGCUUGGUGGCGUGGCGGUCCGGUAUGUUGAGCUGGAGGGGGACAAUUGGAAUUUGAUGAGGGCUGACGGAGUGCACCUGAACCAAAUCUGAUUGGACAUUUUUAAUGCGGGUCUGCAAUCGGGUAUAGAAAAGGCGCUGUCUGCGGGGGGCGCAAUGCCGGAAAAGGAGAGGGAGGGCCGGCAAUGUGGUGGUGGAGUUCCUGGCCAGCACACGUAAUGCACGGAAAGGAUUUGGGGAGUCGCAGCCUGCUAGGGCGGAUGGCCGAAGGCAGGCUGUACGAACUCUGGAUAAAGACUUGGAGUAUCUGUCUGUUGGGUAGUCACCCCAACAGCUGACAGGUGGAAAUGCUGGCGAUGUUAAAGUUUAAUAAAGCUGUGGCCGUUGCCCUUACCCAAUCAGGUGUCAUGUCAUUAUUGGGGGUAACGGGUAUGGUAUUUGGGUCAGCAGUCAAGAAAAGGACACAUUCACUUUGAUUACUUUACCAGACAGUAAAUGUUCAGUGGGGGGGUCAAUGGGUAUAUGCAGUGAAAAAUAAAGUUGAUGGGUAGGCAACCUUUUAGCAGCACUGUGCCAAUAUAGGAUUGUGAUGUCCCGUAGAGUGCUGGUCCUAUUUUUUUUUUAAAGCAAGGUUUGUAUGCUGCUGUAUUCUGCUAGUGUUAUUUAUCCUGUAAUUGCUAUGCAUCAUAUUUGUGAGUAUAAGCUAUGUUGUAUAUGUUCAGGAGUAGUUUGUGGUAUCGUGUAUGAUACAUAUGAAUGGGCUGUGUAUGGGGGCUGCUUGUGGAAUUGUGUGUGGAUGGAUAUGUCACAUUGUGUGUAUGUGUGGGAGCUGUUUGGGUUAUUGCAUGUGAGGUUGUGUGCAUGUAUGUGGAUUGUUCGCGGGUUACGUUUGUGCGGAUUGUAUGUAUGUAUGUUUGCGGGCUGUUCGUAUUUGUAUGAGGGGAGGGUUAUUCUGCAGCUCUGUGUGUAUCUAGCAGUGUGGGUGGCUUCCCUGCAGUGGUGUCCAUACCAUGGUUGCAGGGGUCACGGCUGCGACCGGGCCCGGCCUCCCUGCCACUGUGGCCAGCCUCUUCUCCUGGGGGGCCCAGGAGCCAGCCACCUCAGGGCCCCCCGAGGCUGGCCCUGGUGUCACCCAGCGGACUAUCUGGCUGGUGGGCGCGCGAGGGAGUGCUUCCUCUUCAGCUCUUCAGAGAGUGUGUCAGUUACUGAGUGUUAGUUUGUGUGCGUCUGUUAGUGAUUGUGUGUUUUGUAAGUGUGUGUAUGUAUGUCUGUCACUGAGUGUGUCAGUAAAUGUGUGUUUGUUCAUGAGAGUGUGUGUGUCUUAGCUAGUGUGUAUGCGUCUGUUCGUGAGAGAGUGUGUGUGUGUGUGUGUGUGUGUGUGUGUGUGUGUGUGUGUCUUAAGCACUUCGCUUUCUCCAGCGCUGGACUCCCUUGGCGCUGGGGAUCUCUCCGCCCCGAUCCGCCUCUCAGCUCCAAAUGCACAUGAGCAUUCAAACCGCCCAUAGGAAAGCAUUACUCAGUGCUUUCCUAUGGCUGUUCAGCAGCGUCUCACUGAUUUUCACAGUGAGAAUCGCGGAAGCUCCUCUAGCGGCUGUCAAUGAGACAGCCACUAGAGGCUGGAUUAACCCACAGUGAAACAUAGCAGUUUCUCUGAAACUGCUAUGUUUUCAGCUGCAGGGUUAGAACUAGAGGGACCUAGCACCCAGACAACUUAAUUGAGCUGAUGUGAUCUGGGUGUCUGUAGUGGUCCUUUAAGUAUGUGUAUCUGCAUGCACUGGCGUACAUACCACAGUCGCAGGGGUUUGCAGCCCUGCGACCAGGUGCCCGCCACCAUAUGUUGCGGCCCAAGCCGGCACAGAGUAAGCGCGUGGGGGGGCCCCAGAUGAGUUUUCGCACCAGGGCCCCAUGAGUUGUGUGUACGCCACUGCUUCCCUGGGUUCCAGGUACAGGUCAAGGACAGGAGCUGCAACAGCGGCUGCUCUACUACAGUGUUGAUUCUCAUUCACAAGUGCUGGGAGGAAGUGAUCUGAGAUAACUUACUCUAUGUGCUGCAAUGCAUAAAUUGAGGAUUGUGCUUCACCACCUUUUUGUAUUAGCAGAUAUCUGAAGUUUCACUGGGACUUCUGAUAGGCCAGAGCCUGUUUGGCUCUGGCAGCCUUGAGUGCCGUAGGUUGCCUACCCCUGGGCUACAAACAUACAAAGCAAGAUAGGUCGUUAAAGGUUAUUGUCCAGUAAAAAGACUAACUAGAAAAGGGAGUGCCAAGCCGAUUAUGCCGGGCCAAGCUCUUUAGACAUUACCAGUGACAAGCCUCAUCACUGGCAUGCUCACCAGAUGCUUGUCCCCCUAGUCAGACUUCAUGUCUUCCUAUAUUGGGAAGUAUGCAAACAAUUUUUUACUGUAAUCUGGAUAAUUCUCAUUAUCCUAUUGAUAGACUCAUUGUCUGUAGAUAUUCUGACACUACAUCACCUGGUUAAAAUACACGUAACCGAUUCUGUAAAUUCCAGAGGGUAAUUGCUGGCUGAGUUACUAGAGUACUGGUUGAUGCUGGUGUCUGAGGGCUUAUAGAUCAAAUCUGCGGAAUACUUUACAUUAUUUCCAUAAGUCUGCAGAGAGAAGAGAUUAAGUCAUUCCAUUCAGAAAAAACAGAGUAAGCAAAGACAUAAAAAGUGCCAAGCCAUAGUCUGCUGAGAAAUUAAUAUUUACAAGUAAUGAGGCACUUUUGUUUCUGGGGAAAAUUAAACAGUUUUGGUAACAAACAUAUGAACACAACUAAUGGCUCUUCAAAUUAUGGGUACAAAUUAUAAUGAAAGCUAAAUAUGCCAAAAGAGAAAAUAAAUAAAAAAAGUCUGAUCAGGCAUUUCCACUUUAGGGUCAAAAUCCAAAUUAGAGAUGUCGCGAACUGUCCGCCGGCGAACAAUAGCGUGUUCGCGUUGGGCGAACAUAUCCGGUUUCCGGUCCGCCCCCUAUACGUCAUCAUUGAGUAAACUUUGACCCGGAACCUCACAGCCAGCAGAUACAUGCCACCCAAUCAGCAGCAGACCCUCCCUCCCAGGAAGUGUCUGCUGACUGUGAGGUUCUGGGUCAAAGUUUACUCAAUGAUGACGUAUAGGGGGUGGACCGGAAACCGGAUAUGUUCGCCCAACGCGAACACACUAUUGUUUGCCGGCGGACAGUUUGCGAACAGUUCGCGACAUCUCUAAUCCAGAAAUAAAAUUAAAAUGGUAUUGCACAAAGGACUCCAACAACAAAUUUAGGGAAGGGACAAGAAAAAAACCAAAUGCCCACACAAAGUACACACUGACCAGGGAAGAAACUCACUAUGUGGCACAGAUUAGACAUACCAGAACAGUGAAACUGCAAUCCGUGAAUUUGUAAUUGAACGCCAGGUUUCCUUUGGGAUCUGUAGUACUAGAGGCCACGCAUGUACCAAGAUGCAGUUUUGAAGGAUCCAAAUUUAGUCCAAUUGCCAAAGGGUCAUUUUUAACAAGCAAACUUAUAGCAGUUUGACCGCAAGUGUACUGGAAGGAAUUAAUGGGGGCUGCGGAAAAUAAAUUAAAAAAAGAAAAUUUCACUUCAGGAUAGCAUAUCAAUGAAACUUAACAGCUUUCCCUUUUCACACCUUGAUAACCCACCUUGCUUCCUCUCCUGCCACUGCCAUCAUAUUUAAAAAUAUAUAUAUUAACAAAAUACUUUUCCCCCAUACAUGCAAUACAUCCUAUUCUUACCUCUUGUGUCACGUUGCCUUUCUCCCCCUAGAAUGUAAGCUUAUUGGAGCAGGGCCCUUAACACCGUCUAUUCCCUUGAGUCCAAAGUGACUGAGUGUAGAUGCAUUGGAGAAUUAUUCCAGUUUUGCUAUUGUGAAGCCAUUUUAGUGAAUAGCCCUGGAUAUGUAUUAAAUGCAUUAUGACAGAAUUUCAGUGGUUGGGGAAAAACCUGCCUAUAUGUCAAAUCUAUAUAGAAGUGUUUUUAGCUGUUCAAAACGCAAACCAUAUAAAUCAAGAUAAGCCUGAAGUUUUGCAUUUUAUUUUAGACUUUUACUCAAAUACAAGUUUUACAUUUGCACUUUGAUAGUUAUUUUCUUUAUUAUCCAAAAUGGUGCCAGGCUACUUUUUUUUCAUUUCAAGGCUUUAUUAAGGCAUAGAGUUGUAAUUACAGUUACAGUAGAACAUUAUUACAGUGAAGGUAUACAGGAGACUCGCAGGUCUCAGUAUAAUAAGACAGUGACACACAGGUUUUCACCUAUUUGGCCGUUUGCUUCUGCUGUUGCCAGCGGCCAGAUAGUUCAGACAUUUGGUUAACAAUUUUAAGCAUUCAUGUUGGAAUGUCACCGUUAGCAGGUGAAGGCCAGUUCGGGGGUUGGGUUGUAAAGGCAGAUAUUGUUGUUAAUAUAUGACAGGUAUCGAACGUCAAUACAAUAGCAUUCAUGGCACGUCACCUAGCCUUGUUAGACAGGUCAGUAAAGUGUACAGCUUUGUUGUGGUCUAUGUAAGGACAUAGGUCAUAGGUCGCAUUGUAGAUUAUACAGUAGGAAUUUUGAGCUAUGUGGUGCACUCUCUUAGUACAGCUAGCCUGCUGGAUGGGGUGGGUAUUGGAUGGCAACCACUCUUCGUGUGUUCAGUGGCUCCUGGGUUGUUGGUGGUGUGUCGGGCCAGUUUCUGAUUUGGCCAGCCGAGUACGACGUGCGGAGGUGGGUGGAGGGGGUGUGUGGGCAGCAGGGAAACACGGUUCUGGGAUCUCUGUCAGGUAGGACUGUUCAAGAUCCGUUGGGGUGGGGGGCGGGGAGCAGUUGUCGAGGAGUGGGGUGUUUGGAGGUCGAGGGUCCGUCAGGUAGUUUUGUCGUGUGUGUUUGCUACGAGUGUCCCCUCUGAGUUAGAGGGAAUUCAAAGAUUUUUUCAAAUGUUUCUCUGAAACUGCAUGAGCAUUAGGCUCUCCAUGCCAUUGCUGAUGUCAGAGGAGGCGGAGAGCGAUCCAGUGCCAAAGAACCGCGGCCCUGGAAUCAGGUCAAUCGAGAAAAAGUUUUAUUUAAAAUAAAUAUAAAUUAAAAUAGUCGUAUUUUAACAUUUUUUUAGAUGUUUUUAGGUCUGCAGUGUCCAAUUAAUAAAAAUGUAUCUGCCUUAUUUUAGAAUGGGAGCAUCUAAGAUGACAGGCACCUGACAUGUAAAUCCAGUAAAUUCAAAUCCAGACCAAAGUAGCCAAACUGGACUUGGAAAAUUCCCCCUGAUGUCAGCUAUUUUGGCCUAAAAUCUUUAAAUUCCCAGCACUUCACAAUUUAGUGAAUAACCACAUUUAGUGUGAAAUAUCAAGUAUUGAAAGUGAAUUUCAACGUUUAGGCCAAAAUACACAAACUAAAGACAAGGAUUUUACAGAAAAGUAAUCCAGAUUGGCUAGUCUCAGUAAAACUAGAUUUCAUAGAUUAUUCCAAAUUUAGGUUACAUUCACAAUUAGACCUAGAAAUGCAGAAAGUUGCUGGUAUCAAUAUAAACUAAACCUGCUUUCAAUUAAUGAAAGAAUGCAUCAUAUUGACAGAAAUAAACAGUAUUUUGUGGGAUGUGAGAAUUCAUAAGCAAUUAGAGGUUGUUACAAACAUUAAUAACAAAUGCAACAAACAAAAAUGCUAGAAAUACUGAAUGAAUCAGUCAGGAUGAGUGGGGGGGGUGGGGGAUGUUUUAUCAGAAUAGUCAUCAUUAGGCUUCUAGUUGGUUUUCUCAGGAUAUAUUCCAAACCUGGCCACUGUUCACUUUUUUAAAAUUUAUAUUCUUCUUCAAAAAAAAAAUAAAUUUAAGAAAGAGGGGGAUGUGGGGGUGUUAAUUGUACCCACUUACCAUUCUGGUCACCAAGAACCAUUAAGUAGCUCAAAGACAGACUCAACAGUUGCCCCCAAAAUUCCAUUUUCCCAAGUAGUAGCACCCGCCUGCAGCAUGUAUAUAUAGAGAUCCUUCCCUCAUUGUCACAGCUGAUAGCAAUAUCUCAAUAUCACUCCUAACUGAUUGCAAAUAAUCUUCUGUUGAAGUAUGUGAAACCUAUUCAUGACUGAACCUUUUCUGAAAUUCCAUGGGUUUGUGCCCUUUUUUGCACUUAAAGGGACACUUCAGGCACCCAGACCACUUCUGCCCAUUGGAGUGGUCUGGGUGCCAACUCCCAAUACCCUUAACCCUGCAAGUGUAAUUAUUGCAGUUUUCAUAAACUGCAAUAUUUACCUUGCAGGGUUAACUCCUCUAGUGGCUGUCUGCUAGAUAGCCACUAGAGGGCACUUCCUUGUUUAUAGCACACGAAAAGUGUGCUAUAGCGUCUCUGGACGUCCUCACGCUAUGAGAGGACCUCCAGCGUCGCUGAAAUCCCCAUAGGAAAGCAUUGAAAGCAUUUUUCAAUGCUUUCCUAUGGGGAGGUCUAAUGCGCGUACGCGACAUUGUCUUAGGUCUCCCCCGCCGGCGGCUGCGCAUGCGGCAAUAGGUCUCCCCCGCCGGAUGACAUCGGGCGGACCCUGAACCAGCGCCGAGGGACAUCGGUGCUGGAUACAGGUAAGUCACUGAAGGGGUUUUAACCCCUUCAGCAACUUGGGAUGGGGGGUGGGAGGGAGAGGGGACCUGAAGUGCCAGGAAAAUGGUUUGUUUGCCUGGCACUGGAGAGUCCCUUUAAGCUAUUUACUUGUUCCACCGUAAUUUAACACCUCCUUAAAGGACCACUAUAGUGCCAGGAAAACAUACUCGUUUUCCUGGCACUAUAGUGCCCUGAGGGUGCCCCCACCCUCAGGGUCCCCCUCCCGCCCGGCUCUGGAAGGGGAAAGGGGUUAAAACUUACCUUUUUCCAGCGCUGGGCGGAGAGCUCUCCUCCUCCUCUCCUCCUCCUGGGCUGAAUGCGCACGCGCGGCAAGAGCUGCGCGCGCAUUCAGCCGUCGCAUAGGAAAGCAUUUACAAUGCUUUCCUAUGGACGCUUGCGUGCUCUCACUGUGAAAAUCACAGUGAGAAGCACGCAAGCGCCUCUAGUGGCUGUCAAUGAGACAGCCACUAGAGGGAAUAGGGGGAAGGCUUAACCCAUUGAUAAACAUAGCAGUUUCUCUGAAACUGCUAUGUUUAUUAAAAAAAUGGGUUAACCCUAGCUGGACCAGGCACCCAGACCACUUCAUUAAGCUGAAGUGGUCUGGGUGCCUAGAGUGGUCCUUUAAAGGGAUGCUCCAGUCCCCUAAAGCACUUUAACUUGCUGAAAAGCUUUAUGUGUUAAGAGAGUGUCCUCUUUUUGUCAUUUUCCAAAAAGUGCAGAUUUCAAUAUAAACCUACACUUUCAAAAAUGAACCUGGGAACACCUCCAUAGCUUUCAAGCAGACAACAGGUCCUGUUACUUCCUGGUUGGUUAACUCAGCUGAGCUAAAUUCAAGUUGCAGCAAUUGCUCAGAGAGCAAUUGUGUUCAAAGACUUCUCAGUGGGUUGCAUUGGGAAGUCUGUAAUUGGACAGCCACAGAAAGUCUGGUUGGGUUAGAAGGGGAGGGCUUGCAAAGGCAGCAGACAAGAAAACUGCAGUUUUUUUCCAAACUGUUUUUAGAUACAUCCUCAAUGAAAAAAUGCAUGCAUGUUUUCAUUGGGGUAUAUUUACUAAAUUUUUUUUGUUUGUUUUUGAUUUGACAAUCAACCGGACAUGAGGGGCGAAGGAGAGGAUGGAGUCAAAGAGAAAACCUUGAAAACGAGCCUGUGAGGUAAAGCUUAUGGUAGUGCCAUUGACUUGAAGGGAGAUUCCACUGGUUUUCAUGGUUACUGCCUUGCUUUUAGUACUAUAGACUACUUUCAAAAGACAGCACUUAACAUGUAAACCCCACCGAAUUUUAAUGGCCUUGUGUAUCCUACUAUUUGAAAGAAGCUACAUUUGUAUUAUACUGCAUCUUCCAAGUACAGUAGUACUCUAUGCAUAGUUGCCAACAGUCCCAAAUUUGCAGGAGAGUCCCACAUUUUGUCCCAGCAAAACGAAUUCUGCUGGCAGAGUUCAAAUACAGAAGAGGUUUGGGCACUAGGAUCAGGCAGUGCUCCAGGUUUGGUCUGCCUGAGGGGACCGAAUGUCUGUCAGCCUUGAAAUCACCUUUACCAGGCACGUGUGCCCCCUGCACCGAACCUGCUCUUUUCCUUGCCCACCUCUGUCCCAGAAGAUGGUGAGAGAAUAUUGGCAAGUUCUAGGGGCAACUUAUAGGAUAUUGGGGAAUUAAAAACACCCUAGGUUUGACAUGACUCUGAAUGCUUCCCAGAAAUGUUGUCUGGCAAAGUUGCACUAUCUGUGUUAGCGUCCUGACAAGCCUCACACUAAAUGCCUUUUCUAAUCCUAGCUUAUCCUAGUGUACAGGCCUACAAGAUCACAUUGUGCACUAUUAUUAAUGGAGAUCUUGCAUGACUUCCUUACAGUAAAGGGCGUGGCUGUCUCCGUAAUCACUUGCCAAUGUGGAAACCAGCACAAAGUGCAUACCCUAUACCAGUGAUGGCGAACAUUUUUGAGCCCAAGUGCCCAAACCGCAAUACAAACCAACUUUUUUGGCAGCAAUGCCAACACGACACUGUGAUUGUGAGAGGUGCAGUGUGUGUGAUAGUGAGGGCUGCAGUGUGUAUGGUUGUGAGGGGUGCAGCGUGUGUGAUUGUGAGGGGUGCAGUGUGUGUGAUUGUGAGGGGAUGAGGUGUGUGUGGUUGUGAGUGUUGCAGGGUCUGAGAGGGGAGCAUCUUUUUAAUUUUAUUAUUCUAUAUAUAUAUAUUUUAUAUUUUUAUUUAAAAAAAAUUUUAGUGUCCCCACCCACUCCCUGUUUCUUACCUGCUUCCAGUGAGGGAGGCAGCUUUUUCCCUGGUGGUCCCAUGGUGCUUUAGGUAGGUGGUCUCAAUCUUCACCUCUGCGUGUCCGUCUGGUGAAUGCACUUCCCGCGAAUCCCAGCACCACGUGGAAUCGAGCAUUGCCAUAGAAAGCAGCGUAGGUGCCUGCUGUUUUGAGCAGGCAGGUGCCUACUCUGCAUUGCUGCCAUGGGGUAUAAGGCUGCUGACCCGCGCCACUGGGGCCCCCAGCGACCUAUGGCUGCGUGCCCACAGAGAGGGCUCGGCGUGCCCACAGAGAGGGCUCAGCGUGCCAUAGGUUUGCCAUCGCUACAAAGUGGGUAAUAACAUGAAAAAAAUAGGGACUCUAAGAUCAGGUGGCCUAAAAUACAGAUUGAUUAACACAUAAAACAAAAAAAUAAUAAUUAAAAUUGAGAUGAUUAAAUUAUAUUGAAAAAGGCAUUGAAAGUCAUGUUUCAGUGUUUGCAGAUGACAUAAAGCUCUGUAAAGUAAUACAACAUGAGUAGGAUAUUGCUUUGCUGCAGAAAGAUUUAAAUAGAUUAGGGAAAUGGGCCCUCAAAUGUCAGAUUAAAUUUACCGUAGAAAAAUGCAAAGUUAUGCACUUCGGGGUAAAGAAUACACAAGCAAUUUACAAUUAGGGAUAACAACACAUGAGAAGGAUUAAGGAAUUGUUAUGGAGAACAAACUAAGCAACAGUGUGCAAUGUCAAAUGGCAGUUGCUAAGGCCAGUAAUGUAUUGUCAUGUAAAAAUAGGGGCAAUAAUUCUAGGGAUAAAAAUAUAAUUUUGCCUCUUUACAAAUAACAAAAGAGAUACUACACCUUAAAUAUGCUGUGCAAUUUGUGGCACCUUUUCUAAAGAAGGAUAUUAGCACUAGAAAAAGUGCAAGGGUGGUCUACAAAAUUAAUAAAAUGAAUGGAACAUUUUAGUUAAGAAGAAAGGUUACCAAAUUUAAAUCUUUUUAGUUUGAAAAAGCAGAGCCUCAGAGGGGAUGAUAGCAUUAUACGGGGCGGGGCUUGCUAACCGACCAGAACGGACGCCAUUCUUGAAAGCUCCUCCAAAAACAACCUGAAUCCAGCAAAUAUCUUCCCAACAAAGCCCCAUCCGACAAUAAAAACGCUCCAGCUGACCUGCCUGACCGGAGCCGCACCGAUAGAUGCCGUUCUUGUACACGGCAAAACACUCCAAGCCGCGGCGCAGGUCUGUGGCCUACUACGCGCCGACGAUCCUAGGCCUUGAGGCUCUCCUGCGCAGCAGCUACACACAGAGCCAGCCAGACACCGAGCCUCAUGCCACACAGACCACCCAUGUCUGCAAUGGAACGCCGGUCCCAAAAACCGAACUCCACGGCAGACAGCAGGGACAUAGGAGACAUGCUGAGGCAGCCUGCACAGCCCAGAACGCUCCGUACAGAGGAUCAAGGGGCGAGCACUCAGCACAGAAGGAGAAAGAACCCACUCUACUCACACAGGCAAGUCUCAUACAAUCUAUUGAGACUUCUGAUGGGUCGGCCCCCACCAACAAAAAUGACUUGAAAAACCUGCUUGCAGACAUACAUAAAUUAUGGGCAGCAGACUUAAAACUGUUGAGAAACGACAUACAAACCAUCACAGACCGGGUGCAAACCGCAGAGGAGGAUAUCCUUGACACCAGAUCAGAUAUCAAAACCCUUAAGGAGACACCAGCUACAAGAACAUCACUCACGCUUCUCCCUACAACUCACAGCCCUAGAAGACAAACAGCGCCGAAAUCACAUUAAAAUACGCGGAGCCCUGAUGAAGUCACAGCCGAGGAGCUCCCACACUAUCUCCGCAGGUUACUAACCACCAUAUUACCCCACACUACCGCCAAAACGAUAAUCAUAGACGGGGUACAUUGCAUAAAUAGCUCUGCCAAGCUGGCACCUGGCGUGGCAAGGGACGUCAUCCUCAGAUGCCUAACCUUCCAAGACAAAACCCAAAUAAUGUCAGCCCUGAGAAACAAAACGCCUCUGACCUUUGAGGGCCCCUCCUUGUCUUUUUUUUCAAGAUCUCACCAAAAGCACACUAGUCUGGCGCAAAUCAACGGGAACUGUCACCUCACAAUUGAGAAACGCAGACAUCACUUACCGCUGGGGAGCCCCAGGGUCCCUGAUAGUACCCCACAACGGAACUAAUCACACCAUCACCUCUGUCGAAGGGGCACCAGCGCUCAUGAAAGCACUGGGUCUGGUAGGGCAGAACAGGGGACAGCAAUCUAACACUGCCACCGAAAACUGGAACCCAGACCGCAUCACCCCCUUUGUCCCAUGGAACGACAACUGGGGCCAAUACAAUCUGUUGUCUGGAAAUCUAUUAUUAAACAAGACUAUACAUAGAACACAAGUUCACACAUUUAGACUAGAAGAAAAUAAAUUGAAUAUAAGGCAAUGGAAAAUAUUUUUUUUACAGUAAGAACUAUAAGGAUGUGGAAUUCUCUGCCUGAAGACGUGGUUUUGUCAGAAUCUAUGCAGAUGUUUAAACAACAAUUGUAAAAAUAUAAUAUUCAGGGAUAUCAUUUUUCAUUUGUGGAGUAAUUGAUCCAAGGAGAGAUCUGACUGCCACUCUGGGGUCAAGAAGGAGUUUUUUUUAGUUUGUUGCAAAAUUUGCGGUGCUUCAAACUGUAUUUUUUUUUUUUUGCCUUCUUUUGGAUCAACAGCAAAAGCAGAUGUGAGAAAGUAUGAACUUUAUGGACGCAUGCCUCUUUUCAGCUACGCAACUAUGCAUCUGUAAUUACAGAACACCACACACAGACUAGAUUGCAUUCUGUUUUCAGUUCAGUAGAGGUCAGCAUGUCUCUAGUUUCUGAACAGAUUUCUUGGUGAAAUAAUUGAUUAUACUGGAACUUAUCCACUAAGCACUGACAGGAUGAUUCACUAAAGUGCGAAUUGCGGGGAUUUAAACAGGGUUAUUUACUAACAUGAGAAUUAAAAGUGAAUUUCAGAUGUAAGCAAAAUUAGCAGAACUGGAAAAAUUCCCUAAGUCAAAUAUGCUUUCAAUUUGACUGCUCUGGCCUUAAAAGAAUACUAUGGUGUCAGAAAUAAAAACAUGUAUUCCUAACACUAAAGUGCUGGAAUAUAUAUUUUGGUGUCAUGCCCCCAUCUCUGUGGAAAUAAGAAGUGAGUUUACUCUUCUUUUCUCAUCUGCCCCUCCAGUCUUGCUGAGCCUGGCCCUGCCUGCAUGGAUGAGAUCAUCAAUGUUGAUGCAGUGGCGGAUUCGGGGGGAGGCGGGGAAACAGGGAGAUUCUCCCCUGCCGACUAAUGCAGGGCUGGCACUGUCCAAGCGCCAGCCCUGCAAUGUGCCUUCACGGACCGAAGGGGAGAUCAGAGAUCAGAGGGAGGAAGAGAGGACCCGGGAGCUCAGCCUGCAACUUUUCAGGGUCCUACUCUCGCGAGCACAGAGCGUUGCCGCGGUUACCACUCUAGCCAGGGGCGUAUUAGCCGCGAGGCAAACAAGGCAUUUGCCUUGGGCGGCAUUUUUCAGGGGGCGGCAAAAAACGCCGCCCCCCAAAUGCCCAGGGCAAAUGUCUUGUUAGCCUCGCGGCUAACAGACAUUCUGGGCGCUGGGCGGCAGUGGCUGCAGCGCUGGGCGGGCGGCCGGCGAGGGAGCUCUUCCCCUGAGCGCUCUGCUCAGCUCCCUCGCGCGCCGCCAGCAGAGUGAGGCCGGGAGCCGGGUUGAUGACGUCAUAUUCCGGCUCCCAGCCUCACUCUGCUGGCGGCGCGCGAGGGAGCUGAGCAGAGCGCUCAGGGGAAGAGCUCCCUCGGCGGCCGCCCGCCCAGCGCUGCAGCCACUGGACCCCAGGGAGAGGAAGAACCCCCCCCAGCAUUACCAAAGGUAAGGAGGCUGGGGGGGGGUUAAAUAAAAAAAACACUAGUGUGUGUGGAUGUCUGUUAGUGUGUAUGUUAGUGUGUGUAUGUAUGUUAGUGUUAGUGUGUGUAUGUUAGUGUGUGUGUGUGUGGAUGUCUGUUAGUGUGUGUAUGUUAGUGUUUGUGUGUGUUAGUGUGUGUAUGUUAGUGUGUGUGGAUGUCUGUUAGUGUGUGUCUGUUAGUGUGUCUGUUAGUGUGUGUAUGUUAGUGUGUGUAAGUUAGUGUGUGUGGAUGUCUGUUAGUGUGUGUCUGUUAGUUUGUGUCUGUUAGUGUGUGUAUGUUAGUGUGUCUAUGUUAGUGUGAGUCUGUUAGUGUGUGUGUGUCUGUUAGUGUGUGUGUCUGUUAGUGUUAGUGUGUAUGUAUGUUAGUGUUAGUGUAUGUAUGUUAGUGUUAGUGUAUGUAUGUUAGUGUAUGUAUGUUAGUGUUAGUGUGUGUGUGUCUGUUUGCCUGUGAGUGUGUGUGUGUUUGCCUGUGAGUGUGUGUGUCUGUUAGUGAGUGUGUGUCUGUUAGUGACUGUGUGUUUCUGUUAGCUAGUGAAUGCGUAUCUGUCAGUGAAUGUGUGUGUAUUUAGAAGGCGGAGCAGGGGGGAAGGUUGGGUGGUGGUUGCGCGGGUGGGGGUGGCGCGGGGGGGGGUGCCUGAGUUUUGUCCUGCCUAGGGCAGCACAAAACCAGGAUACACCACUGACUCUAGCUAUGGGCUAGAGUUCAUUCUCACCACUGGGACCACCAAGGAAUCUCCACCGGACCACCAGGGAUCGAGAAAUGUCGUCACUCCUCCUCAAAAUAUAUUAUUCCUUUACUCCUUGCUAUUGUGCUAAUAAUAGUAAAUAUCUCUAUAUGGCUGGAAUACAAACUAAAGCAACUACCAUAACAGUUAUAUUAUAAUUACUAUUACUUCUGGCAUAAAAAAAUAAAAAGCCUCCCUACCCUCCUUCCCCCCAUACACACACUGCCCUACAAACACACACUGCCACCUAUACACACACUGCCCCACAUACACAGCCCCCCAUACACACACUCAUAGACACAUUGCCACCCACACACAUACACUGCACACCCAUACACACAUUGCCACACACACACACGGCCCCCACAGACACAUACAGUGCCCCACAUACACUGUCCCACACACACAUACAGUGCUCCCCAUACACACACUGCCACACAUACACAGAUUGCCCCCCCAUACACACAUUGCCCCACACACACAUACACUGCAAGCCUCUCACACACACUGCCCCCCUCACAUACACUCUGCAGCUCUCUUACACACACACUGCCCCACACAUAUACUGCCCCCUAACACACACACUGCAACCCUGACAUACACUGCCACCCUUACGCACUCACACACACACACACUUCACCCCUCACACAUACCACUGCUCCUAUGCCCUAUAUCCCAGCAGACUCCAGGUAAGUUGUUAAACUGUUCUUAUACGGUUUGACUACUUACUCUGGGAUGGGAUCCUGGCACUACUGGUACCAUAACUACUACACUGUGCCGUAGUGGUUAUUGUGCCUGCAUUAUUUCUUUAAAUAAUCUACAAGUGCCCCUCCCGAGAUCAGGCUCUGGAUCCACCACUGUGUUAAUGAUCGCAGCCAAUCGAAAGCUUUCCUAUAGGAAAGCACAAGGAGACUAUUGCGAAAGCGCAUCAAAACUCUGAGCAGCACCAAUCAGCAUCUCCUCAUAAAGUCAUUGAAUCUAAGGGAAGCGUGGAGACUCUGAACUAGGUACUUCACACUGUGCAGCCCCGGUAUAGGAAGCACCUCUAGGGGCCGUCAGAUUUUCCUAGGCAGUAAGGUAAACACUUUAUUUUCUCUGAAAAAAACAGGGGCAUGCUUUAGACACAAGAACCACAACAUUAAGCUGUAAAGGUUCUGGUGACUAUAGGGUCCCUUUAAGUUUGAAAUGCAUUUGAAUGCACAUGUUAAUCAAUUGUUACUGUAAGAGGUCAUGCAGGGUCUCCAUUAAUAAUAGUGCACACUGAGAUAACCUAGGAUUAGAAAAAGCAUCAUAGUGUGAUGCUGGUCAGGAGGCUAACACAGAUAGUGCAACUUUACCAAACAACAUUUCUAGGAAGCAUUCAAAGAGUCAUGUCAAAUUUAGGGUGUUUUUAAUUUGAUCACUUUAGUAAAUAACUGUCAAAGUAAAUUCAAAAUUUUAGGCUGAACUAGCUGACCUGAAAGCACAGCUGAAUUGUAGAAUUUAACUACUUUGUUCUAUACUUUGAAAUUCACUUCAAAUUCACUUUCAGGGUUAUUCACUAAAGUGAGAAUUGUUGAGAAUGCAAAGUGAAUUUCAAAUUACAGGGAAAAAUUGGUACACUGGCUGUUUUGUCCUUGAAUUCGAAAUUCAUUUUAAUUCAUCUUGAAUUUCUGACAGUUCUUUCCUUAGUGAAUAACACUGAUUUUACACUUUUGUAAACUUUGAAUUGUGGUGAAUUUACAUACAAAUAUCAAUAUUUAUGCUGGAAUUUAGCAAGGUUAAGGGACCUGGGAAUAUGUACCCAGACCACUUCAAUAAGCUGAAGUGGUCUGGGUGCCUGUAGUGUUCUUUUAGGCUGCCUUGUAGUCAUGGAUAUAGAAAAUCCAGGGAAGUUUUUUGAAUUGUGGCAUUUGGGCAGUUAGACAGGUAUCUAUCUGGGCAGACGUGGUGACUCUUCUGUUGCUGGGACUGGAGCUGACCUGUGAUUGGAUGAAAGUCUCAAGUGUUAAAAUCAUGGUAAGCUGGGACAGAAUAAAAUGCAGCACCGCCAAAGUGGUUAAUGAGGAAGGAGCGGUGUGGAUGGACCCUUGCAUUUCCACACUUUAAUUGUAUAGUCAUGGUGUUACACAGCCUUAGGGGCCAAGGUCUUCCUCAGGGUUAAGUUCUGAGGAAGGAUAUGUUAGUAGAUGGUUUUAAAUAAAAAGAGGUCUGGUCAUCUAAGACUGACUGGCAAGUUUUAAAAGGUUAGAAGUUAAUGUUAUAUGUUAUCAUUGUGGAAAUGAUGGUUGCUAGCCCCAUAAGCUUUGAAUAAGCACCACGGCCUAGCCCAUUGAAAAGCAAACUGUCUGUUUAUGGUGUGGUCUCAUUUUAUUUCUACAAAAAUAUUGCCUACCAUACAUAUAAAAGCCUCAGGCAUUAUGCACUGUGGAAUAUAUGUAUGGUGGCAGUGAAGGAAUUUUAUGGCAAGACAGGAGGCUUCAUAUUUGCUUAUCUUUCUUUACUGAAACUCCCAGCAGCAAAGAAGUAGUUAACAAAGUUGUAAAAAAUUCAACCAAUCAUAACACAUCAUAGAACAAUAUAGUGGCAUCAGACUCCUCCCACUCCUUCUUUCUUUGCUGCUUGCCUCCCAGGUGAGUCUAUUCUAAUUACGUUGCCUAGUUUUACUACUUGAUUUUUAAUUGUCAUAGAUUAUUUGAUAAUUUCUAUAUGUUAAUCCUAGUACUGGGGGAACCAAUUCCCAGGAGACCAUUUCUCCUUGUAGCAGCCUUCACGCCUUUUCUAACCGCUUCCCGCUGUCUGUGGACUCUGAAGCGAUCGCGCCGUCCCAUUUACUCGCAGCGGCCAUUUUCCACUCGCGGUACACUUCCCCGCGGCUCCUGUGCUUUCCUACCGGAUAGUGAAUCAUUCUGUGGGCACCAGUGCUACCCUUUCGGACGGUACGUUAUUUUAAUUAAACUAAAUUACUUAAAGGUACAUUUUUUCCUAAAAACGAUCAGUAUUCUGAUCAUAAUUUUCUUGUAUAUCUUUGCAGGUUUGCUCCAGACAAGACCAACCUGCUAAGCAAACUGGGUGAACCCCUUUCCCUACACUCACUUGUAUUCCUUGUAUACAUUCCCAAUUCAUUAAAAAAUAAUUGUGUGGCUGACACCACCUUUGUUUCUGCUGUGGGUGAUCCCCACCUAAUUACUAAUAACAAUACUUUGUGUGGCUGACACCACCUUGUUUAUUUUGUGGGUGAGCCCCACCUUAUUUCUACAUAUAUUUCUGUAUUAUAUUGGUGAUUAUCACCAUUUGUUUUUCUCCAGUGGGUGACCCCCACCUUAUAAGCUAUUGUAUAUAUAUUUUAUAUUAUACUAAGUGGUUGAUCACCACCUCUAGUUAUUGGGUGAACUCCCCCCCCCCCUAGUUUGACCUUUGGAGUUUAUUUGUGCCUAACAUAUUGUGGGUGACCCCCACUGUUUCUACUCUUGUGUGGGAGACCCCCACCUCUCCAGUAUUCUAACUGAGUUGCCUCAUCUUUUAAGUGCCAACCCUGAUUUAUAUUUAUUUAUUAACAACUACCUGUAGUUGUUAAGCUGCCUUCAUUAGCAUUUUCCCUAUAAUUUUCUUAAUAUUAAUAAGACAUUAUGUUGGAUCGCCAAGACCCUGCAAUUUCUUCAGAACUUCGAGAAUGGCUUUUCUCCACUAUUGCGGAGUCCAUUCCCAAGGCUUUGGCAGCCUAUCAUGAGCAAACUGCUACAGAGGUCCAUCCCUCUACCCACCAACCUUCUGACUCAGAGGAUUCCCACCUCUCAGACCAAGAAAGCGCCCCGCGUAAGAGACUCUGGAAAGGGAAUAGCGCUACUGCGGGCAAAGGCAAAGCUCCUGCAAAGAUUUUUAAAUACUCCCUGCCAUGUGCUAUGCAGGAUCCCACAGACCCUCUAGAGGGAUCUACCUCUCGAUUAGCUGGCCAUAGUUUAAAUGACUAUGGUACCACCUACUCUGAUGAGGACCCCACGGUGAAUGUGCCCCAGGAUUCCUCAAUGUCAGAGUUCGUUAAAUAAACUUUUCACACACAGGCUCAGGAGGCUAAGUGUGGCCCUCCAUCUAAAGAGCCUGUCUCAGACAUCCUCCUGGAUGCUUCAGGCCUCCCCCUUUUUGACCCAAGGGUGAUCCGUCACCCACAAUCUGCAGAAUGGGCCCCUCCCGAUGAUAUUGCCAGCUUUUGCAAAAUGUGGCUUCGCAAGCCCCUCGAGAAAGAAAUUAGAAAAAAACUGAGGGCUGAAUGCCCAAGAUCAACUAUUCUGGGCAAAGUUGCCUCUACCCCUGAGUUUGACCCCAUGCUUGUCACCUACGUAACAAAAUCCGGCAAAGACCCUCGUAAGGGUAUUGAACAAGGGUUGAAAGCAACCCAAGACAAGCUUCUGGACAUUUCAGGUCCUAUAAUCCAGAUAUUUAUCCUGGCAGAUGAGGCACUCACUAGCGGUGAAUUUGACCCACACACUAUAAGAGAAUGGGCAACGCCAAUGUGGCAAUUUCUAUUAAAAGACGAAAAGCGGCACUUUAUAAAAUUGAUGCCAAAUUGGUAGACUUAAGUUCAAAGGAAUUGGGACCAGAAGCCGAUGGUCUCCUAUUCGGUGACAGUUUUAUGCGAGACCUCUCCAAGCAUGUCUCGGUAUUUACCACAUUAAAUAAAGCCCAGUCCUCAUUACGCAGGGUUUUCCGCUCCCAAACACAACGUUUUUCCUGGAGAGCUGGUCGCCACAGGGGCCGAGCUACCAGUAGAGCAGCCUUUGCAGGCUACAGGCCUCGAGCCACAGACUAUUGGUCCACAGGACCCACGGGACCCUAUCACAGACAGCUAUUCAACACCAGAGGCUCUAUUCGAGGACGUGGUUCUGCAUCCCUGCGCGGACGCACUGCUUCAGGUAACGGACCUUACUUAUUUAAAAAAUGUACCAAUUGCAGGUCGAUUAACCCUUUUUUUCCGACAGUGGAAACUACUUUCUCAGGAUCACUGGAUCCUUCAUACAGUCAGGGGUUUCAAAAUGUCGGAAGCAGACAAAAUAACCUUAAACUCAGAGUUACACAAACUAAUAGACAAAGGGGCGAUCGAACACUCGCCUUUUCCUUACACCUUCCUCAGCAACAUUUUUCUUGUCUGAAAAAAGACAGGAGACCACCGUCCUAUUAUCAAUCUCAAAGAACUGAAUCAAUUUAUCACAUACCGUCAUUUCAAGAUGGAAGGUAUCCAUCUUCUCAGGGACCUACUUUGCGUGGGAGACUGGUUCUCCAGAUUCGACCUCAGGGAUGCCUACCUCACGGUCCCAAUCGCACUGUAAAGGUGGUUGAUUAAAAUGAGCAAAGCUUUUGUCUGGGAAAGAAUUGAAAAGAACACCAAGUUCCAGAGCAAGAUAUUCUUGGAUGGAUCCGGAUACGAAUUGUAAUCCAAAGUUAAAAGUAGUAAUUGUAUUUGUAAUCCAAAGUCUUAAAGGCCUGUAGAAGUUUACAUUCCUUAGAUACAUUACUGGAGGUUGUGUUUGUAGAAUACCCGGGUAUUAAUUGUAGAGUAUUGGUUGUAGAGUCCAGCUUUCCAAAUAUUUGGCUAGAAUUGGUUGCAGAUAUUGAAUCAGCAUCAUCUGUUAUCACCGUGGUGAUGGCGUUGGUAUUUGCCUUUGUCUUUGCUUUUUAUUUUGUUUUUUCCAUGCAACAUUUUUACACAAUGAUGUGUAAAAUUUAAGUCUGGAAUCUGAUUCCUUGGAGGUGGUCACCUCCAAAUAAGCCUCUGAAACUGGGGGGCUGAUAGGGGUGCUCAUCCCAAAAGGAAUCAGUUUGCAAUAUCUUUUAAAGACAAAGUACAGAGUUUAAGAAAUACAACAUUUCAUUCUAAAACUUGUAAUAUUUGCAUUUGCCCAUAACACCAGGACCCGACAAUUUAGUCGCGGACUGGUUUUCGCGUCAUUGGAGAGAUGCCAGCGAUUGGCAAUUAGACCCUUUUCUGUUUCACCACAUUCGUCUAUUACGGGGACCUCACAUUAGACCUCUUUGCAUCUCGCCUGAAUCGUCAGACAGACGAUUUCUUCAGCUGGCUACCAGACCCUCUAUCUCUGGCAGUCGACGCUUUUAUGCAACCUUGGCCGCGGAGAGGAGCUAAUGCUUUCCCUCCUUUCUCGAUGAUUCAAUGGACCCUUCACUGAGUCAAAGCUCAAAGGGUCAGGAUAUUAAUAAUCACUCCACUAUGGAGGGCCCAGACUUGGUUCCCCACCCUCCUGGAACUAUCAGUAGAUUACCCCAUCUUGCUACCUCGUUCCUUUCGGGUCCUCAGGAACCAUGCGGCCAAUUAACACCCACUCGCCCUACAGGGUCAUCUUUAACUAGUAGCUUGGACAGUUUCAGAGGAGCUUGGCAUGUCGCGGGACUUUCACACACAGCUCAAACACUCCUAUGGGACUUGUGGGCUCCAGGAACCAGAUGAACCUACCUCUCUGCAUGGCGGAUUUGGGUCAGCUGGUGUCUGGACAGGGACCUCGAUCCCGUUUCAACAUCUCUUUCACCCAUUUUAAAUUUUUUAUCCUCUCUCUUCGAUCAGGGUAAAUCAUACCGAUCGAUUAAUGUUUUUCGUUCCGCCAUUUCGGCAGCCCAUGACACUAUUGAUAAUUCUUUGGUUGGGAAACACCCUUCCGUGUACAGACUUCUACUGGGCAUAAAUUUGACGAGGCCGCCUACUGCCAAAUAUUCUAAUUUCUGGGAUAUUUCUAAUGUUUUUAUACUGUUGGAUUCCUGGCCUUCUAACGAAGCCUUAUCCCUACGCCAACGUUCUGCGAAAUUGGCCCUGCUCCUGUGCCUGGUGUCUUUCCGCAGUCUCAGACGUUCAGGCCUUUGACGCUCAUGCUGUGGCCUUCGCACCAGACGGUGUCAGAUUUACUAUUACUAGACGCACUAAGACUAAUUCCUCCUCAGCUUUUUACCCAUACUUUCCCGACAGACCGUCUCUCUCUGUAGCCCUGUGUACCCGUUGCUACAUUGAGAGCACUAUCUCUCUACGUUCUCCUACUGGACCUCUCUUUGUCUCUUACGUUAGACCUCACAAACCGGUCUCUUCCCCCACGAUCGCACGCUGGAUAAGAUGGUUGCUCACCCAAGCAGGAAUUGAUCAAUCAUUCGGUGCUCACUCCGUUAGAGGUGCGGCUGCAUCCUCUGCCUUUCGCGCAGGCAACUCGCUGGCAGAUAUUCUCUCCUCCGCAGAUUGGUCAAGGGAAUCUACCGUAUAUACUCGAGUAUAAGCCGAGUUUUUCAGCACAUUUUUUGUGCUGAAAAACCCCACCUCGGCUUAUACUCGAGUCACUGUCUGUAUUAUGGCAAUUUACAUUGCCAUAAUACAGACUGGGGGCUGGCAGAGCUGUUACUUACCUCUCCUGCAGCUCCUGUCAGCUCCCUCCUCCUCCGCGCCGGUCCGGUCAGCACCUCGGUCAGCUCCCAGUGUAAGUCUCGCGAGAGCCGCGGGGUCAUAGUGCGGCUCUCGCGAGACUUACAGUGUGAGCUGACAGAAGAGCUGCACGGACCGGCGCGGAGGAGGAGAGAGCUGACAGGAGCUGCAGGAGAGGUAAGUAACAGCUCUGACAGCCCCCCUCCUCCCCCCACUGAACUGCCACUGGACCACCAGGGAAAGAGAGCCCCCCUCCCUGCCAUGUAUCAAGCAGGGUGGGGGGACAAAACAUACAUAAAUUAAUAAUAUAUAAAUAAUAAUAAUAAUAAUAAAAAAUAAUAAUAAUAACAAAAAAUUUAAAUAUUAAUUAAUAAUAUAUAAAUAUAAAUAAUAAUAAAAAAAUAAUAUAACCAAAAAAAUAAAAUAAUAAAUAAUAAUAUUUUUUUUUUUUUUAUAAAAAUGCCCACCCCCCACCAAGGCUCUGCAACACAAACACACACACUGCAUCACAUACACACUGCACUCAUACACACACACUGCAUUCAUACACACACACUGCACUCAUAUACACACUGCAUUUAUACACACACUGCGCACUCAUACACACACACACUGCAUUCAUCAUAUACACACACUGUAAAUAAAUAUUCAAUUAAUAUAAUUUUUUUAGGAUCUAAUUUUAUUUAGAAAUUUACCAGUAGCUGCUGCAUUUCCCACCCUAGUCUUAUACUCGAGUCAAUAAGUUUUCCCAGUUUUUGGGGUAAAAUUAGGGGCCUCGGCUUAUAUUCGGGUCGGCUUAUACUCGAGUAUAUACGGUACCUUUCAAACUUUUUAUUUUAAACCUACAUCACCUGUGGCUUGUUCCUUUAUCCAAGAGCGUUAAAACAGCAAAUAUGAAGCCUCCUGUCUUGCCAUAAAAUUAGGUAUUAUUCUAGUUUACAGUGAACGAAUAAUCUAAAUUUUAUUAAAGACAGGAGGCGAAUAUUUUCCCUCCCUUCGUUCACUCUGGAACCCACCCUUAGUCUCCUUUUUUACUGUUAUUGCAUUGUACACUCUCUUGCAAUUUGAUUGUUGUAGGUAUACGAUUUUGUUAGCCUAGUAAGAUCUAGUCCUACAUCGCAUUGUACCAUUAUGAUCUUUAAAUCCUACCAGAUAAUCUGAGCUAUCACUUUAAAGUGCAUACGUAUGUUUUUUCUCUUGUCUAAGAGACCAUACUUUCACAAAGUUUUUCUUCUCUCCUAGUGUGAAAAUCUCACGUUGUUCUACUCGACAACACGUUUACAUGGUUGACUUCAUUGCGUUACACCUGAGUUACGGUUCCAGAAUGUUUCCAGUUUACAUGGUUGAUUCUACUACUGAUCGGCACCACCAAGAAAGAGGAAGUGGGAGAAGUCUGAUGGCACUAUAUUGUUCUAUGAUGUGUUAUGAUUGGUUGAAUUUUUUACAACUUUGUUAACUACUUCUUUGCUGCUGGGAGUUUCAGUAAAGAAAGAUAAGCAAAUAUUCGCCUCCUGUCUUUAAUAAAAUUUAGAUUAUUCGUUCACUGUAAGGUAGAAUAAUCCCUAAUUAAAUAGUCUUGUAGUCAUGGAUAAAGAAAAUCCAGGGAAGUUUUUUAAAUUUUGGCAGUUGGGCAGUUAGACAGGUAUCUACUAGGGAGAAGUGGCGACACUGCUGUUUCUGGGACUGGAGCUGGCUUGGGAUUGGGUGAAGAUUGCUAGCGCCAAAAGCACAGGAAACUGGGAUAGAAUAACAUGCAUCAGUGCAAAUGCAAUCCUGUCAGUGGUUAUUGAGGCAGGAGCGGUGCAGACGGAAUCCCGCCCUCCCUUUAAUUUAAUUGUUGGGUUUUAUAUAGCAAGGGGGCAAAAGUCAUCCUCAGGUUCAAGUUCUGAGGAAGGAUAUGUUAGUAGAUGGUUUUAAAUAAAAGGCAGUCUGGUCAUCGAAGACUGACUGGCAAUUUGGUGGUUAAUAAAGUAUUAGUAGGUUAAAAGUUUAUGUUACAUGUUUAUCGUUAUGAAAAUUAAGGUUGUAAGCCCUUUAACCCCUUAAGGACACAUGACAUGUGUGACAUGUCAUGAUUCCCUUUUAUUCCAGAAGUUUGGUCCUUAGGGGUUAAGCUUUGAAUAAAUACACAGCCUGGCCUAGCCUAACCCGAUAUUCUAAUUUUUCGAGUAUCACCUGUAAAUAAACAGUUAUGGAGAAAAAAAAAGUAAUAGGAGCUGCUAAAAAAUAUAAAUGCGACCAUACAUUCAAACUGUUAUAAAAAAAAAGCAUUAAAUUACAAAUAUGAAAAUGCUAGUGUAUUCCACAAGGAUUUCCGAUUCACAAUGUGGCAAUGUUUUGGAUUCUGAAUUGAAUAUAUUUGUUAUUAUAUUUAUAUAUAAUCACCAAAUGCUU